AUGCUGUCUGCGGGGAAGAAAGCGGCCGCGGCGGAGGCUCCGGUAGGCGGUGGCGGCGGCGGCGGCGCGGGCGGCCCGGCGGGCGAUGGCUCUGCCGAAGCCCCGGCGCCCCCUCCGCCGCCUCCACCCCCGCCGCCUCCGCCCCCUCCGCCGGCCCUGUCGGGCUCCCUGGGCUCCUCGGAGGGCGGCGGCUCGGGGCCCUCGGAGCGCACGCCCCGCAAGAAGGAGCCUCCGCGCGCCUCGCCGCCGGGGGGCUUGUCCGAGCCGUCUCCCCCCGCGGGGCCGGGGGGGCCCGUCGGGGGCUCCGAGACCACCAGCAUCGCCGAGACCCCCGAGGGCCGCAGGACCAGCCGCCGCAAGCGGCCCAAGGUGGGUGCUCUUGCCCCGGCCGCUGCUUCCGACCACCGGGGCCUACCUACCUACCCGGGGCGGCGGAAUGGCUGGCUUGGGUGGGCCGGGCGUCGACUCCCACGAACCGGUUUGUGAGGAAAUCUGUGACUUUAAAACGGUGGAGGUUCAAAAAAGCGGGCGGCUGGGCGGCUUCGGGUUUAGUGCUUUUUAUUUUUAUUCUUUUCGCUGCACGUUAAAGCAGAAACCGAGCGCUUGUUUCCUGCAAGGAGAAACGUAAAGGCCGGGCAGGCCUGUAAAUUCCAGUUCGCUGGGUGGCCUUCAGCCAGUGAGGAUGUUUCUCAGCCUGACCUACUUCCCAGGGUUGCUGUGGGGCCGAAAUGGGAGCGCGCCUUUUAUCCACACGGAUCAUUUGGGAAAAAGCGGGGAGUGAAACAAGAAACGAUAAUAAUCGCAAUAAGUAGAAGGUUGGCAUUGUAGUCUUUUCCCCGUAAGUGCUGGAUUCCUCCUUAUUGGCGGAGUCCAAACAAAAAAAUAAAAGUGAUAUGUCAACAUCUAAAGUGGUACAGCCCACUCUUAAGGAUUUAAGGGGGCGGGCGAUGGUAUUGUGGCACACCGUAAAGAAUGGCAGUUCUUGUGGCACAGGUUUGUAUAGAUUAAAGCUCAUAUCAUCAGAUGCAGCUGGGAUCUGGUUGAUGAAACAGGCCACAAACAGUCUACAGGGCUUGCUUGUGGGGGUUGUGUGUGCUAGAUUGCUGUCCCUCUGGUAUCUCUUGGGCACAUACUACCUUCUGUAUGUACCGUAUAUUGAUUAUCCGUUAUUGUUAAUUAGACUUUUUAUUCCAAAAUGGUACACAAGGUUGAUGUGACGUCAGAGAGUAGCUAGAGCCUAUGUUGCAAGGCACUAAUGAAUGUCAUUUAUUGUUUGCUUCUUAAUGUGUAGGCUAGACUGCUACCUUUGUUUUACAGAAGCAGAUUUAAUAGUGUGCAAUGCAGUAAAUGCCCCAAAGCCAUCUUAAUAAGGAAGGGAAAUAGAUCCUAACAAAAUCAAGGGUUUUUUUCUUUUGGCUCUUGCUUUUCUAACACAAAGGAUCCUUUGUGAUCAAAUAAAGCUUUGAAAUAUGUUUUGAUAUUUGUAUAUUUGUAUCAUGUAGAUGCACAGGGAAGAUGUUGAAUAUAGCUUUGGAGAGCAUUAUAUAUUUAACAAUUAGACAUUGAUUUCAUUAUGUCAUCAUCAAGACUUGAGGGUUCCACUUUCUUUAAUACAGGGAAAUGCUUGUAAUACAAGGAAAGUAUAUAACACAUGGCUUGACUAGAUUUUAGCAUUGAUUAAUUUGGGCCCUAUUCCAUUAUGAGUUCUCUGCAUGGCUUACAAAUAGGAAUGCUUUUUUGAAAUGAGGGCUUACAGUUAGAUCUGUUGGUCCUUUUUAGUUUACUUGUAAAACUUAUAAAGAAUUAUUAUUUAAUUUACUUGAAUCAGUUUGUACAGUAUAGUGGGUACAGGACUUGAAUUUUGGGAGGACUUUGAAAACAAAAAUUAUGCUGUCCUUCUCCCAAUGCAUCCUUAUUGAUGGCUAGCAGCAGCUGCAUAGGAGUUGGAGCUGCACUUGUGAGGCUCAACAAUGCUUUCCAUCCCUUCCUGGAAUCCUAUGCCUUUGUAGGAUUUCAUAUAUAAUGUGUAGCCUACUUUAGUUUGAGUUUAUGUGACUUAGGUUGCUGCAGAACCUGUACAGAUCCAUAUAAGAAAAAGCUUCAAAACACAUUAUAAUGUACAUAGACUGUACAUAACGUGAAAUCAAAGGCUAACUCAUUUUUAUGGCAUAAAGCUUUUAUGGAUUAGAAUUCAAUUCAUCCAGUUUUGUGAAGUGCUAUUCUCAGGUGUGUGGGGGGGGAUGCUAAACAGAACAAAUAUACCAAAUAAAAAAAAAAAUUACAGACACCAAAAAUUCAGUUAAAUAUGUAUAAUAAUCACUCUGGCUUCCAACAAAAUAUUAAAAAUACAAUAAAACAUCAGACAUUAAAAACUUCCCUAAACAGGGCUGCCCUCAGAUAUCUUCUAAAAGUCAGAUAGCUGUUUAUUUCCUUGACCUCUGGUGGGAGGGACAACCACACAACUUUUAUGUAGACUGUUUUGGUUUAAAAUUUGCUCAUGUAUGUGAGAUAGGAAGUGCUAAAAAGAAACUGUCACUCAGUGUUAAAAAUUAGCCGGGUGUUAGGCGCAUUUUGUGCCUGAAGAUUUUCCAUUUGCGAGCACCUAAAAAAGUCUGGGUGGCAUUUUUUGCACCUGGCUGACACUCAAGGAUUACUGAAAUGUAUGUACUUUGAAGCCUUGAAGUAUAUGUUAAGGAUAGACAAUAUGUUAAGAAGUUUAACAAUAAAGAGUGGAGUGUUUUGAAAACGAAAGUAUGGUACUGAUAUUUUUUACAGUAUUGUAAACACCAAAUUAAACACAUAUUAACAAUUUCUGUUAAAAUGUGAUAUUAACAAUUUGCCACUUAUGUGAAUUAUUUUCAUGAUUAUCAAAAUAAUAAAUAAAAAGUGUUGCCGACCCCUUCCCCGCAAAUGGCGACUAGACAUUCUGUUUUGGCGCCCACAACCCAGAUCCCAGGAACCAUUUGACUGCUAGUUUUUCUAUCCCACUUCUGUCACUUCCCAGUAUAUGUAUGCUACUAUUAUACACAAUUUAAAAAUGAAUUAUGCUUUAUCACCUAUACAGAUGUCUGCUAUUUGUGUCAAUUGUCACAUGUCAAACCUGAUAAGUGUAGCAGCUUAAGGGGAAACUGAAGGCAGGCUAGAUUCUUUUCUAGGGUGGGACGUGUGUGUGAUGCAGGACACAGUUCAUAUUGUAUGUAAAAAUGGGACUUCCGGGGUGGCGCCAUCGGUAAUGGCGGAUUCCCUCUGACUCGGAGGGGACUGGCUCUGCGGGAAUCGGGUCUGCACCGCUACGGCGAAGCGGGGACCCUUCAAAAAUCACAGGCGGGUGAAGCCUGUGACCGUGGGACUCGGCGGGCAGCUUUGCGCCCCCCCCAACUUGCAAAGGAGCCCGAUUACGGGUUCCGGAGUGAAGCGGGGAAGCGGCGCGGUGCUGUGAGUCAACUGCUUCUUCCGUGGAGCGAAGCUGCACAGCCGUUAUCGGAGAGCGCUACUUUUUUCCUGUGACAAUUGGACUACAAAACAACGAUCCGUGAGUAGGUUAAUUUGGGAAACGAGAGAAAAAAAGAAGUAAUUGGAUACCGAAGCGGAGAGGCAUAAUCAGGAAGUCUGCCUUCCGUUUUUUGUAAAUAGAGGAAAGCAAUGAACUUGUAAGCUAGAACCUUGAAAGACGCUUGAAAAAGAGUAUAAUUCUAUCCUCUAAAACAAGCAAUUUCCCCCCUUGACUGCAGGAGAGAAGGGGGGAAAGGUUUGAACUGUAUUUUCCUGUAAAAAGAGAGAAAAGGAAGCUAAGAAUCCACCGCUUUAACCGGGGAACGGACUGCCAAUGAAAAAUAGAAUGCCGUACUGUGAAAUGCGCUGUUGGUGAAAGUACUUUUUGACAGCUAACUCCGCAAGUCUGAUACAAGUGAGAUACAAUAUUUCUGGCUGGUUUCCCCUGGUUUCAAAGUAACUGGAAAAUAACUGAAUUUAAAACUGUCAUCUAUUUUGUGAGCUGGGGGAUUAAAAUAAAAAGGACAUUUAUUUUAAAGUAACAACUGUUGCCUGUUACUGUGUCCCCCUAGAGGAAGUUUGAGAUUGUUACAAUAACAACUGGGCCAGGGGAAUUUUCCACUUCAUAACAAACUCUGAUCGUGGGACUGACCUUGAGUAUUAUCUAGACUGUUAUGGCAAAUGGAAAAGAGAAGAUAGAUUUGCUUCAGGAAAAGCAACGAGGUCUGGUAGAGUGUUGCGCACAGACGUUGGGCUGCAGCGAAGAGCAUCAACAUCUGGCCCUCCUGGUUUACCAACAGGAGCUGCAUUGGCACAAUCUAAACCCAAAGGAAUGGCUUCCGAAGAUGUUUUAGCUCAGGCACUUGGCAAAAUUAAUGAAUCUUUGGAAAAAUUAAGUAAACAAGUAGCUGAAGCAUCAAAUAAAAUUGAUCAAAAUACUACAAGCAUUAACAAUUUGGGACAGAAGGUAAAUACUAACACAGAAACUAUUGAGAAAUUACUACAGGAAUCUACUUCGACCCAAAAGACAGCUGAAGAAGCAAAGGAAAUAGCAGUGGCUGUAGAAGAGAAGUUACCACCGAUACACAAGCAACUGGAAGACCAUAGGUCAAUACUGUCUAUGAUUGAAUUGAAGGAGAAGCAAACGAAUCUAAGAAUCAGGGCUGUACCCGAACUUGAGAAAGACAACUUGAUUGAUUUUCUUACGCAGGAACUUGCAGACUUUUGGAACCCAGAUUUGGAGAAGGAUAACUUCAAGAUAGUGAGUGCUUUUAGGCUUGGAAGAGGAGGGAAGAAGAACAGGGUGAGAGACUGUUUGAUCACCCUCCGAACAAAAGAGGAGAGAGAUAAAAUCUUGAGUCUGCACUUCCAGAAGACUUUGGUAAUACAUCAGUCAAAAGUGGAGAUAUUUAAGGACAUUCCGAAAUAUCUUCUAGACCUUAGGUCCAAUUAUAGAGAUUUGGUUGCCCUGUUGAGAAACAACAAAAUUAUCUUUAGGUGGGAAGUCCCCAAGGCCUUUCUUUUAGCUUCAAAGGAAGAAAGAUAAAAAUAAGAUGAGAGGACGACAAAGCAAGAUUUUUGAGAGACCACGGUGAAGACCUGCAGAAAGAAACUGGAGAAGAGCCAGGAAUACUAGAAAGAGGAACUUUAGACAUACCAAAACUAGCUUUUGAAUUAAGAGACCGCCUGGAGAAGGUGAUACCACCUACAGAACAGGAACAAGCACUUGGUGCAGUUGGAGGAAAGUAAAGCAACUACAUCAUGGCUCUGCAACUACUAAGCUGGAAUUGUAACGGUUUGAAUUCCCCUCAGAAAAGGAAAUCUGUGUUUCAUUUACUAAAAAAGGAACAAUUGGACUUGAUUUGUUUACAGGAAACACAUGUAAUAAGGCUACACAGGAAAGUAUUGAUUAAUAAAAUCAAUUGGGCCAGGAAUUUAUUUCUUCGGAUAAAUUUAAAAAAAGAGGCGUAGUGAUUUAUGCAAAGGAGAGACUAUUACCGAAAUUUAUCUUCAAAGAUGACCAAGGAAGAUUUGUGGCAAUUGAAAUUCAAAUACAAGGAGAGAAAUUUUUAAUAGUAGGAGUUUAUGCACCAAACGAGGGAAAAUCUGAAUUUUUUAAAAAGCUGCAUGAGACCUUGAUGGACUAUUUGGACUAUAAUGUGAUUUUGAUGGGAGAUAUGAAUGGAGUGGUAUCUACACACAUGGACAAGGCACAUAGACAGCUAGUCACUAAGGAUGGUAGACUACCGAAAACCUUUUUUGAGAUGACAGACAACUUGGACUUAGUCGAUAUUUGGAGAACAAAGAACCCCUUGGCUAGAGAGGGAACCUUCUUCUCUGAAGCCAAACUGACAUGGACAAGAAUUGACCAAAUAUGGGUAACUAGAGGAAUGGCACCAAAGACAAGAAAAGUGGAAAUCUGCCCAAAAACUUGCUCCGACCAUAACGCUGUUAAGAUGGAAAUGAAACUAACACCAACCGGUUCCUUCAGAUGGAGGAUGAAUGACACCUUAUUUAGAGAUGAAGAAGUGAUUAAGAAGGCCCAAAAAACCUUGAGAGACUAUUUUGAGAUAAAUAUGAACACCAGUGUUGAAAAAAGAGUAAUCUGGGACGCAAGCAAAGCUGUUAUGAGAGGGUUCUUGAUACAACAGAAUGCAUUAAAGAAGAGAAUCCAAAAUGAAAAGAAGGAUAAAAUAUUGGAGAAAAUAAAGGAAAGUGAAAAGAAAUUGAGAGCAAAACCAAAGUCGCAAGAGAUCUUGAGAGAAAUAAAAUUAUAUCAAGUACAAUACAUGAAAAUGAUGAAUCAGGAGAUAGAAUGGAAAAUUAAACAAAUGAGACAAAAGACAUUUGAGUCGGCUAAUAAAUGUGGGAAAUUAUUAGCUUGGCAAAUGAAAAAAAGACAAAAAUUAAAUACUGCUACAAAUUUAGAAGUGGAAGGAAGGAAUAUACAGAACCCAGUUGAGAUUAGAAACUGUUUCCAGAGGUACUUUAAACAAUUAUAUACACAAGGGCCACAGAAAGAAAUUGACGUAGACCGAUUUUUGAAAACAAAUGGAUUACAAAAAAUUUCUCAAGAAAAUAAAUUAAUGUUGAACUAUAAAAUAACUGAACAGGAGGUAGAAGGUGCCAUUCAGAAUAUGCAACUAGGUAAAUCUCCAGGACCGGAUGGAUUGACUUCUAGAUACUACAGAUCUUUAAAAGAAUGGCUAGUACAACCUUUAAAAGAAGUCUGUAACGAAAUAAUGGGAGGAAAAAGGGCACCAGAGUCGUGGAAAGAAGUGUAUAUUACACUUGUACCGAAAACAGAGACUGAAAAGACUCAGCUUAAGAACUACCACCCCAUAUCAUUGCUCAAUGUGGAUUACAAAAUCUUUGCAGACAUUUUGGCUAAAAGACUAAAAAGAGUGCUAGUGGAAGAGAUACAUAAAGACCAAGCAGGCUUUCUCCCGGGUAGACAUCUGUCUGAUAAUGUGAGAAACAUAAUUAAUAUUUUAGAAAAAUUACAAGUGAACAUAAAUACUAAGGCAGUUUUGAUAUUUGUGGACGCGGAGAAAGCUUUUGACAACAUUUCUUGGAGUUUUAUGAAGAAGAACCUACAGGGGAUGGGGGUAGGCCAAGGUUUUGAAAAUGGUAUAAGUGCAAUUUAUUCAGAACAAAAGGCUAAAUUAAUUGUAAAUAACGUGGUGACGGAAGAAUUUAAGAUAGAAAAAGGGACACGACAAGGUUGCCCAAUCUCCCCACUGCUUUUUAUAUCGGUCCUGGAGGUUCUGCUGAAUAUGAUUAGAAGGGACCAGUUGGUUAAAGGUAUACAAGUCGGAGCUAAACAGUACAAGUAGAGAGCAUUUGCAGAUGACCUAGUAUUGACGUUACAGGAGCCAGAAUCUAGUACUAAAAGGGUUUUGGAACUGAUUCAAGAAUUUGGUCAGGUUGCAGGAUUUAAACUGAAUAAGUUAAAAACUAAGGUUUUAGAGAAAAACUUAACUGUGAUGGAGAAAGAGAGGUUUCAGAAUGAGACAGGUUUAACAGUGGCUAAGAAAGUGAAAUACCUGGGGAUUAACAUGACAGCUAAAAAUGGGAAUCUAUUUAAAGACAAUUAUGAAAAAUGUUGGACUGAAGUGAAAAAAGAUUUAGAAAUCUGGUCAAAUUUAAAGCUUUCACUGCUAGGCCCUAUCGCUGCUAUAAAAAUGAAUGUUUUGCCUAGAAUGCUGUUUCUGUUUCAAACAUUGCAAAUUUUGGACAAAAUGGACUGUUUCAAGAAGUGGCAGAGAGACAUUUCUAGAUUUGUCUGGCAGGGCAAGAAGCCUAGAAUAAAAUUCAAAAUACUAACGGAUGCAAAAGAAAGAGGUGGAUUUGCCCUGCCAGACCUUAAACUUUAUUAUGAAUCAGCAGCUUUUUGCUGGCUGAAAGAAUGGCUGCUUCUUGAAAACACAGACAUUUUGGACUUAGAAGGUUUUGACAAUGUAUUUGGAUGGCAUGCAUAUUUGUGGUAUGAUAAGGUCAAAGCACAUAAAGCAUUUAAAAAUCAUAUUGUCAGGAAAGCAUUGUUUAAUGUCUGGAUAAGAUAUAAAGACCUACUGGAAAAUAAAACCCCAAGGUGGCUGUCACCGAUGGAAGCGAAAGCUCUGAAAAAGCUCAAUAUGGAGGCCAAAUGGCCGAAAUAUUGGGAAAUUCUGGAACAAGAGGGAGACAGAUUGAAACUGCAGAGUUUUGAAAAACUAAAAAAUAAAGUGCGAGAUUGGCUUCAUUAUUAUCAGAUAAUGGAGGCAUAUAAUUUGGACAAGAAAAUUGGCUUCCAGGUGGAAAAAUCAAAAUUAGAAACAGAACUGUUAGAACCCAAAACGAAGAUUUUGUCAAAGAUGUAUAACUUGCUGUUGAAAUGGAAUACUCAGGAUGAAACGGUUAAAUCUGCUAUGAUUAAGUGGGCACAAGAUGUUGGACAUAACAUAAUGAUGGCUGACUGGGAACAGUUAUGGACCACAGGUAUGAAGUUCACGGCAUGCAAUGCCUUAAGAGAGAAUAUUAUGAAAAUGAUAUACAGGUGGUACAUGACACCAGUCAAGCUUGCAAAAAUCUAUCAUUUGCCCGAUAAUAAAUGUUGGAAAUGUAAAGAAACUGAAGGCACAUUCUUUCACCUUUGGUGGACGUGCCCAAGGAUUAAGGCUUUCUGGGAGAUGAUCUAUAAUAAAAUGAAAAAGGUAUUUAAAUAUACCUUCCUGAAGAAACCAGAGGCCUUUCUCCUGGGCAUGGUUGGCCAAUUGGUGCCAAAGAAGGAUAGAACUUUUUUAUGUAUGCCACAACAGCAGCAAGAAUACUUAUUGCGAAGUAUUGGAAGACACAAGAUUUACCCACUCUGGAAGAAUGGCAGAUGAAGGUGAUGGACUACAGUGGUGCCCCGCAAGACGAAUACCUCGCAAGACGGAAAACCCGCUAAACGAAAGGGUUUUCCGUUUUCAAUGCGCUUCGCAGGACGAAUUUCCCUAUGGGCUUGCUUCGCAAGACGAAAAUGUCUUGCGAGUCUUGAGAUUUUUUUCCGCUUCCCCCCCCCUUUUUCUAAGCCGCUAAGCCUUUAAUAGCCUUUUAGCAGCUAAGCCGCUAAGCCGCUAAGCCUUUAAUAGCCGCUAAUAGCGCUAAGCCGCUAAUAGGGUUGCUUCGCAAGACGAAAAAACCGCUAGACGAAGAUACUCGCGGAACGGAUUAAUUUCGUCUUGCGAGGCACCACUGUACAUGGAAUUGGCGGAAAUGACUGGCAGAAUCCGAGACCAGGGUGAAGAGUCAGUGGAAGAAGAUUGGAAGAAAUUUAAAGACUAUUUACAGAAAAAUUGUAAAAUUAAUGAAUGUUAGAAUGAUGUCAGAAUGAAAUUAAGUGGUUCUAGCAGCAGUGUCAUAAAGGUAUAUAAAAAAAUGGCUGGUCAAUAGGUGAGAAUUUAAAGCUAUAAUAUAUUAAGUUAAAGGUCUAAGACAAAAACAAAGAGGGAAAGGAAUUGCUGAAUUAACCAAUUGAACUGGAAUACAAAAAAGGGAGGUGAGAGGUCAGGAAGGCAAGGAAAUGAAAUAUAAGAUACGAAAGGAUAAAUUUGUUUCUAAGUGUUCUUUCUAUAUUCUUUUUUAUACUUUGCAUUUUGUAUGUUUUUUCUCUUUUUUUUCUUUUUCUAUAUUUUUCAUUGUCUUUUAUGUAACUUUUUGUUUUUGAAAUCUUAAUAAAUAUCAUUUUUUAAAAAAAUAAUAUUGUAUGUAAAAAUGCUGUAUACCAGGCAUAGGCAAACUCGGCUCUCCAGAUGUUUUGGAACUACAACUCCCACCAUCCCUAGCUAACAGGAUCAUGGAGCACCAUAUGUUUUACUCUCCCAGCCACUGCUCUCAUUGGCUGAAUUGCCCCUCUAAGUAUUGCAGUAUAGUAGUGCCGUAUUAGAGGGAGCUUUGUGUACCUGUGGCUUUUGAAGCAGACUGUAUUUUCACUAGAUUAGGUUAUAAAAAAGAUUGUGCUAAAUUAGCUGAUAAAUCUAGGGGGAUAACUUAGUGGUAGUUGAGAGAAAGCUCUUAGAUUUUUAUUUUUUGAAAUGUUUGUUAAUUUCCUGGAACAGUGAUAUUUAUGGUGUGUAUUGAUUAUUUGUUGUGCUGCUACCAUCUAGGCUGAGAAGUAUAACUGAAAAAGGUUCUUCAGUAUUUUCUAAAUAUAUUAAUAACUGCCGGGAAACACUUACUAAUUGCACUGUACACAAAAAUUAAGUUACAGACUGUAGCAGUCUAAUGUGAACAAUGUUAGAGUGAAAUAUAGUGUACUUUGCAUUUAUUUAUUUUUAAUUUAAGUGGAUGAAAUGAGGUAUUCCGUGGGUAAGUCAUAGAAAAAGCGAAUUGCAAAUUGUAGAGUGCACAGACAGACAAUAAUGCAUUAUGGCACUGUCUUCAGCUUGUGUAUCAGGACCCACUAGUGGGUUGCAGCCUGAUCUAAGGUGGGUUGCAACAGGAGCACAACCACCAUGCAAAUAUAUAGUAAAAAAAAAAAAAAGGGUUCCCAAAUGUAUGUUUGGGUUAAAAAUCCUGGAACUGAAAAGGUUGACCAAGGUAUAGACCCAAGUGUGAGGGACCUUUGGCCCUGCAGAUUCUGCUGAACCACAACCCCCAUCACCUUUGGGGUUCAACAACAUGAGGUCCACAGGUUCCUCACUUUUGCGUUAAAGUGAACCCUUCAAUUUACCCAUGAGAAUUCAUUUUAAAAGUUUGUUCUGUUAAUCACUCUGCUGUGCCAAUUUGCUUGUUCUGUAUUGAUUGUAUUGGGGGGGGGACAUUCUGCUUACAGGUAGAAUAUAGAGAAAUGGAUGAAAGCCUUGCUAACCUUUCUGAAGAUGAGUAUUACUCUGAAGAAGAAAGGAAUGCUAAAGCAGAAAAAGAGAAAAAGCUGCCUCCUCCCCCUCCCCCACCACCUCCUGAGGAAGAGAAUGAAAGUGAGCCAGAAGAGCCAUCUGGUGAGUAAAGGGCCCCCAUCCAGCAGGACAACAAUGGUCUUGCACAUUUGAAGGCAAUAUGAUUGCACAGACACUCCCCAUCCACUGAGUUUAACUUAGAUUAGUUAUGGCAUGAAGGACUGAAUGCCAUGCAGAAGGUAUGGAUGAUAGGCCACACAUGAGCAACAUUAAUGUGACCCUGGAAAAAUAUUAUUUGCUUUGAACAUGUAUCUUCAGAUUUAUUAAUCAACAACCUUAAUAGAGUGACUUCACUGACUCCAUUGCUUCCUUACCUGGCCUUAGAUUUACUAUGCUCGCAAUCAUCUUUCUGUGGUCUGUUGAGAAUCCCACAUAUUGGCUGAUGAAAUUUUCUAGCUUUGCUUUGCUAAAUUGAGUCAUUCUCAUCUCGCUCUUUUUUUGUAUUCUGGGUUUCCCCCCAUACAUUUUAGCUACUUGGCAACACGUUCAGUUGCCUUUAAUCCUGCUAAUAAAACUGGUUCUGCCUGGUCUAAAACUACUGUGAAUCUUGAUUUCUUAAUAAAAGGGCCACUUUUAUUUUUGUAUGAAUCUAGUUGUAGCUUAGUUCUCCCUCUAUUAAAUGUCAGAAGUUUAGCUUGAGGAGAGUAAAGAGUCUCGCUUAUGUCCAUCCCUAAAAUACUGCCUCCAACUUGUAAGAAUUAGUGGUUGUGAGCCAAAGCUGCACCCUGGGGAAUCUCCUAGCUGGCUGACACAAAGUAUGCCCUCUGUGUUUCUAAAGCUGCCUAUGCCAAGCUUCAGUUGUAGGAUGUUAUGGCAAAAUGGCAGUUGACAUACCACCAUGUGCUUUGGGGGGCGGCAAAUUGCAUUUUUCUGCAUAUCACACUUCCUCACAGUUUGGGCAGGGGCUGACCAGAAGCCUAGGUGGAGUUGUAGCAACCCUUUAGCCGUUGAUCUCCUGGCUCUAUUAUUUGGGUUGAGGAGUAGGCAUCAGCUGAGUGAACACAGCUUGUUUUAGGCCACUUAAGUAGGUUUCAGACAAAAUAUUUUCUAAUUGAAUUUGUGUAGGUAGACUUCCUACUUGAAAGAUCUAUGUUCUUACUUUCCUUGUUACAUGUCAUUGUCAUCUGUUGCAAAAGGGGAGAAAUGUCCAUCUCAUGCAAAAUGCAAGUCUUCUGCAAUUGGAUAUUUUUGUCAAUAUUUUUUUCUGCCACAAGUUUUUUCAUAGCCCACAUCUGCUAAGAGUUCAGCUUCAUGGAGUAGAUGCUAAGGACAUUUCCUCUUCCCCUGGUGAAGAGGGAAGUGGAUGUUUGUGCCUCUUGCUAUGAGAAUGGUCUAGUCAUAUAAGGUGCGUCUUCCAAUUGGCUGCAGGAGCUUCCUGCACUCAAUCGGAAGCCGCGUCGGACGUUUGGCUUCCAAAAAGCGUUCACAAAACGGAACACUCACUUCCGGGUUUGCGGCGUUUGGGAGCCAUAAUGUUCAAGUCACAAGGCAUUCCUGAACCAAAGUACGACUGUAUUUAUGUUCAAUGCCUUUCUGCUGUCAGUUAUAAACAUAAAUAUUUUGGGUUUGGUCCAACCUAAAUUAGUUGAAUUUGCUCACUGAUUUCAAGUUAGUAAUGACUUAAUUUAGAUUGACUUUGAGGGGUUUAGUGCAAUGAAUGUUGUAAAUAAAUAACUUAGUUUGGAUCAAACCCAUUAUCUCAAAUUUAUGAGUAUUUUCUCCCCACUUUAAGGCUCCAUUCUUUCCCCAUUAUUCAUUUUAGACAUUUUGCCAGCUUUAGUCCAAAGUGCUACAUGUCUGUACUCCUACACUAGUUCACCUGUACAUUUCUUCUUAGUGACCUAUUUUGCCUCCUUUUUAUAGCAGAUAACUAGUCAUGUGCCAGCCUAAAAUGGUAAAAUCUUCAACCUCACUGCUUUGCAUACUGCCCUGGAAUGCGUGCCACUCCUAAGCCAAACCAUGUCCUAGUGAGAGUGUGCAGGCUCCCAAAGUGGAACUCACAGCUGCCUCCCUAGUUAUUUUUGCUGACACGCUGCACUGAGCUAAGCCAAGGUCUGGUUUCACAUUUUGUUUGAACAGGCGCUCAUGGUUAAGUAUUCUCUGGACCAGGGUUCCCCAAACUUGGGUUUCCAGCUGUUUUUGGACUACAGCUCCCAUCAUCCCUAGCUAGCAGGACCAGUGGUCAGGGAUGAUGGGAAUUGUAGUCUAAAAACAUCUGCAGACUCAAGUUUGGGAAACCCUGUUCUAAACUAACCAUGAGGAAAUAACAGACCUUGGCUACAAGUGGUUGUUAGUCUGGAGUGUGCUUAACUACAAGCCUAGGUCUGGACAACACACUAAACCAAACCUUGCCUUAGCUCAUAGCAGCAAAAGGAUUGGGAGCCAACAGGUUUGCAUUAAGCCAUAGCUAGGCUUAGUGUGUUGUGCAAACCAGGCUAUUGAGAUAGGGACUCCUUUUUUUGCUCCUUUGUCAAGAACGACCAUCUUCUUAUGUUAAUAGGACAGCAAGAUGUUGAAAUUAUUGAGCACUUCAGUGUUCUGCAGAUAGGCAGGAGAGCCAGAAUUAGAAAAGUGAGUUGUUUUGUAUGGAACAUAAAUUUGCUUUGUGAUUUAUUGAGAGAAGCUGUUUCGAAAUAUCCGAAUAAAACAUUUUAAACUCUCCACCUGCAUUGUUGCGGUUUUUGGAGCUUUCCAGAAAUAAAUCAAAACUUUAUAUUCAUUUAAAUAAAAGAACUUUGAAAGGUAUAUUUUAUUAUAUUUUUAUUUUUUAAGACCCCAAAAUAUUUUGUGUCAUUUCCCUAUGUGUAAACAUGGCUUUAGAGAGAAACGUUAGGAUUUUAUUUUAUUUUUUUGCCAGCAACCCUAUAGUUGUAGUUCAAGCACAUGCUUUUAUAUUUUCCCUGCCACAAAAAUGGAAUGCAAAUGAAAUAUGUUGACUUUGAAGUGAGAGUACUCUUACAAGGUUGUUAAGAAGUUAAUGGUACAGAAGACUUUUGUUCAGAAAUAGUUUGGUUGAGAACCAGUGUGGUGGUAAUAGAUAGAGUGCCAGUCUAGGGCUGGGAGAGCUGGGUUCAGAUUCUAUGCUAGCUCCAUGCAAAACACAGUUGGCUAGUCUGUGGUUUAAGCAUUGCUUCCUCUGCUCUUUCUUCACGGUAAUGCCCCCUGUAAUUUCACAGCUUUAGUCAUCAUUUCACAUUGCGUAUGCUCCAACAUAAACUAUAGAUAAGACAACCCAUUAUUGAACUAGUUUGCACAUUACAGCAAACCAUUAUUAAACUGUGGUUUAAGAAGUCUGAGCAUCAUGAUGGUGCAUGCUACUUAUUAAUGCCUUCUUUGUUCCUCUGUUCCUGUCUUUGCUGUGCUGAGAGGAAAACAAAACAGAGGCUGGCUUUGCAUUUUGUAUGAAUCCACUUGCUUUGUUUGUUUCCUCCAAAACAUUAUAGAUGUUAAACCAAGAAAAACCUUGCCUUUUGCUCGUGGUUUGUUUGCAGAGAAGCAAACCAUGAGUACUGGUUUGCACAUAAUUCUAAGCUAGCCUCUAAUUUGGUACAGCAAAGGCAGGAAUGAGGGAAGUGGGCACUAAUGAACAACACACUACUCAUUCUUUUGUAAUCAGAGAUUGAAUUUAGUAUCCGCAUGGUUACAAGGCAAUGUGAUAUGUAUUGGUGCGUUUAUAAUGCAAAAUCAUGUUUCAUACUGGAAGUGGGGUUGGUUACACACGUGAUCCUGAGGUCAGCUUCCAGUUUGCAAACAACGUCUUGCAAGGAACUAGCAUUCUGUCUGCUCAGAACCCAAGUGACAUUAGCCAGUGCUAGGAAUUGGGAUAGAAAAGCUUGGAGCCAAAUGGCUUCUGGGACCUGGGUUGUGGGUGCCAGAAUGUCUAGUCACCACUGGGGGGUGGGGUGGUUAGCAACACACUUUAUUAUUUUGAUAAGCAUGAAUUAAUACGUAAUUCACAUGUGACACAUUGGGAGGGUAAAAUGUGGGGAAGACCCGUAAGGAUAAAUAAUGGGUUACCUAAAGGACGUAAAUUUAAACACACAGAUUUGCUGUGUGGUUGUUUUUUUAAUAAAAUCCUUUUGGGUAAAACAAAUGUUGAUGAAUUUCCCCAUUAUGAUUGGAGAAAUAUGCUUGGCUAAGCAAUUUAAAAUCCUGUUUUACAACUCCAAAUGCUUCAUAGAUAUGUGUGAAAUAGUAUAGUUUGAGGUUGAAUCCUGACAAGACAGAAGUACUGUUCUUGGGGGACAGGAGGUGGGCAGGUGUGGAGGAUUCCCUGGUCCUGAAUGGGGUAGCUGUGCCCCUGAAGGACCAGGUGCGCAGCCUGGGAGUCAUUUUGGACUCUCAGCUGUCCAUGGAGGCACAGGUCAAAUCUGUGUCCAGGGCAGCUGCUUACCAGCUCCAUCUGGUACGCAGGCUGAGACCCUAUCUGCCUGCGGACUGCCUCGCCAGAGUGGUGCAUGCUCUGGUUAUCUCCCGCUUGGACUACUGCAAUGCGCUCUACGUGGGGCUACCUUUGAAGGUGACCCGGAAACUACAACUAAUCCAGAACGCGGCAGCUAGACUGGUGACUGGGAGCGGCCGCUGAGACCACAUAACACCGGUCUUAAAAGACCUACAUUGGCUCCCAGUACGUUUCCGAGCACAAUUCAAAGUAUUGGUGCUGACCUUUAAAGCCCUAAACAGCCUCGGCCCAGUAUACCUGAAGGAGCGUCUCCACCCCCAUCGUUCUGCCCGUUCACUGAGGUCCAGCGCCAAGGGCCUUCUGGCGGUUCCCUCAUUGCGAGAAGCAAAGCUACAGGGAACCAGGCAGAGGGCCUUCUCAGUAGUGGCGCCCGCCCUGUGGAACGCCCUCCCUUCAGAUGUCAAAGCGAUCAACAAUUAUCUGACAUUUAGAAGACAUCUUAAGGCAGCCCUGUUCAGGGAAGUUUUUAAUGUGUGAUUUUAGUGUAUUUUUGGUUUCUAUGGAAGGCGCCCAGAGUGGCUGGGGAAACCCAGCCAGAUGGGCGGGGUACAAAUAAUAAAUUAUUAUUAUUAUUAUUAUCUGCUAGAAAGAAAACCUUUGCAGUAAAUGUGUAGUUCUGUAUUUCUGUGAAGCCCAUUUUAAUUGAGGGGCAGAGGAGAGUGUUGGUUAGAAUUGGAGUUUGCGGGAGGCACAAGUUGUGCGUUUCCACACAAUAAGUGCAAUCUGCUAGUUCACUUUUCCAUAAUAGAAUGGAAAGAAUGUUACACACGCAUGCACACAUGUUACCUAUGGUCUGUUUUCAUUUUUUAUGUCAGUAGUCAGUAACUGUUGUGGCUGAGGAAUCAGAUUGAGUACCACUGUUGAGCAGGAAGCCAAGUCCCAGGAUUCUAUCUUCUGUACUUCCUCUCUGCCUUUGCAUUCCUUUCUUAGUGCAUGUGUCUUUCACUGUGCUGCCCCUUCAUGGCCCAUAUUACUUCAUUGGCAACUAAAAAGGGCAAACUGGGGCAGGGGGAUAAUAUCUGUUCUUAAAAAAUUCCAAGCAUAAUAAAGACACAUGUCCAUAUGGCCCUUGCAUUUUAUUGGGAUCCCCUCUUCUGAAAAAAAGGAGACUGAAAGAAAAAGUGAAACAGUGCCAGGAGCAGGUCAGAAAUAAUUCACAUGGCUUCAGUGAAGUUAACUCUUUAGUCAGAGGAACAAGGCAGCUUAGGAGGUCAGGCCUAGAGAGCACAGCAACACUGGGUAGCUCAGUUGGUUAUAGCAUGGUGCUGAAAAUGCCAAGGAUGCACAAAUUUAUAUAUUAUUUGAAAGAAAACUGUAAACACCUGAAAACGUUUGUAACUUUAACGUGAAAUGUUUUGUAAUGAUGAAACAAGGAGCUAAUUUAUAAAUGAGAGGGUGAUUUUUAAAUGAUUAUAUAAGAUAAAGAAGUUAUUAUAGAAAUGUGAUAAAUAUGUUAAUGUUAUAGGAAAGUCAGAAAAGAGGGAGGGAAGGUCAUUGCUCUUUUUGAGUAAAAAUGUAAGCUUUGGAUAUGUAUUAUGAAAUGAAUGAAAUAUGGAAAACUCAAUAAAAAUCAUGAUAAUAAAAAAAAGAAAAUGCCAAGGAUUCAGGUUCGAUCCCCUUAAGGGACAGCUGCACAUUCCUGUAUUGCAGGGAGUUGGACUAGAUGGUUCUCAGGGUCCCUUCCAACUCUUGUGAUUAUGAUUAUCCUUCCUGAUAGAACCUGCCCCUAUUUGCAAGGACCGAAGGUCUCCUUCACAUCUCUAUCGUCUCCUCUUCCCCCAGUUCCUUUCCAAGCAAUCUGAGGCUCCUUUGUCUUCAGCCUGGCUUCCUAACCAGCCUGACUCAUUGCUGCCCCUAUGCUCCCCUCCUCUACAGCCUCCUUUUCUGCCUCUUGCUCUGGACUGCUCUCUGCCACAGACUCUUCCUUCUCACUAAACCCUGUUAACCCUUCAACCCAAAGCCCUGCUGUUCAGAAACUACGUUUCCCUUCCCACUUGUAGGUGCAUUAUCUCAUGCAAGUUGAGCUUUUGUACUUUAAAAUAAAAAAGUGCUUUAAAAUAAAGAAAGUGCCAACAACACGUUGCUGCUGCUUUCUGCAAAAAUCUGAUGGGAAUGGAUAGAUGUCUGUCAAAGAAACAAGACAUAGUCCAUUCCUCUUACCCUUUUGCAAGCGACAGGGAGAAGUUGCUGCUUUCUCCCAAAUGCCAACCCACAGGGAGAAAAUCUACACUGGUUCUCUGCUGCCCCAAGCACAGGAAGAAAAGGUGGUUUCACUCUGUGUUGGGGCUUUUGCAGAAAGCCCCAGCUUUGCCUCUUUGUUGCCUCUUGUAAAAACCUAAGGGGAAGAGAGUAAAGUUGCCUUUUUCAUUAACUGACCUCCAUUGCAAAAAGAGCCAGUAGUUGCUUUCUCUUUCCCUUAUUUUCUUCACAAAGAAUGGGGGAAAGUGAGAAGUGGCUUCACACCUGCAGAUUGUGCUUUUGCAGAAUAUGCAAAGCAUUGUCUUGCUGCUUCUGCCUCCUGGAAACUCGCAACAGAAAGCAAAGAAGCGAGAUCUUGUCUUGGCAGAGGAGAAGGGAGGGUUUCUCUUGCUUCCUAUUGAGCUUUUAGAGGUGGUAGCAGCACAGACAACGUUCUGCUGGUGUUUUCUGCAAAACUACAGCUUGCAAGAUGAAAACCUCUUCUUUCUCUACCCCCACCCCCAGUCAGUACAAAGAAAAGGAGUGUUUUUUUCUCUUUUCUCUUUGUGCUUUUGCAACAGGUAGCACUAGGGCUGCUCAAUACCCUUCUUUUCUCUGAGUUGAGGAAAAGAGGGUUUUCAUCACAGUAAUAGUAAGCCAGCCAAAACAUGUCACCACUGUUCAAAGUGCCCUUUUCACCAUAUGAAACAGAAAAGAUGGGUAUAGUAGUUCAUUGAGAAUAGAUAGCCAUGAUAUGGCUCCUACUGGGUCUGAUUACCAAAUCUUUUGAAGUUUUACCGUGUUCAGAGUAGGCCAGAAUGGUAUGGUGAGCUGCUUACUGAUAUGUUAGUAUAUGGUUCAAAUAUGCUCCCCUGUUAGCUCCCCUUCAGUCCUGAAAGGUUAUUUUGCAUGUAGGAGACCUUUAUUAAUCAUACUCGUUCAGAGAAUUGGAGCUUCCCAUAAGGUACUGUUUUGGAGGCAUGUUGAUGUAGGCAUAGCCUAGCAAUGUGUAGCUGAGGAGCAGCAGUGUAUUCCCAAUCCUUUUCCUUUUAGAGAUGAAUUACAUAGUUAGAAGCAGUAGAAUGAAGCUCAGGCCUGGUGUGUGUAUGUAUAGAUAUAUAGAUACACACACACACACACACACACCAGAUAUAUAGAUAUAUGCCACUAUAGUUUAGUGGUAUACAUACAUAUAACACUAAACUAUAGUUUGAUGUUACAGGAAUGAUCCUGCUUCAACUCAAGUUAUCCCAUCUCCCAUUCCUCCUUCCAGGCACGGCUAAGGAGAUUUGAAGCAUUCAAUUCCGGUUUAAAUGAAGUGUAGCUUCUUAUUGCCUUCACUAUGAUUUAUUGAAACAAGCACGGAUCAAACCAUGGCUUCUCACCCUGGCUUGUUUAAAUAAACGGUAGUUGAAACUACGGUAAUUACAGUUUGCCUUUAUGACCCACAGUGACAAACUGCUGUCACUUUAAACCAAUUCAUCCUGGUUGUGUGCCUGGGUGUGUGGUGGGGCUUACUGGGCGUGCUCAUUCCCAUAAUGUAAGGGAGAGAUAAUUUAAAUACUUAUUUCAGGGACAUGUUUUUCAUGCUUUCUCAGGAUCUGUUGAAAGCUCUAAAUCCUGUAGUUCAGUUCUUUAUAUGUGUCAACAGUACGCUUAUGGGUGAAUGCUAGCACAGUCAGCGUAAAUGUUAUUUAGUAUUUGUGUAGUUGUAGCCUGCAUAUAGAGUCAGUGAGUUUCUAGCCUUAAUAUGUUUGUAGCUUGUAGAAGAGAAGUAAGAUAGCAUCAGAUUGGUUCAUGUUUCCAAGCAAGACUUGGCUAAGCCGUAACAGAUCCUUGGUGUUUCAAACCCUUGGCUAGACUGUCCAUCUACAUAUUCUUCCUACUGGUCACAGGAAGUAUUAUCUUUAUUUUGUACUAAUCUGUUUAAAAAAUUGUUUCAUAAAUUUUUAACAGCUAGGUGCCCUGCCAAUACGGUGUAUAUCUAUUGCUCGUGCCCCGCAGGAGUCUGACAAAGGGUUCCAACAACAAGGAUGAAGCAUUAGAAGAUUGCAGAGUGUGAUGCCCUUGACCCACAUUCCAGAAGAUGGAAUUCUCAGGAAAUGUCCCCCCACUAGUUGGUGAACUACUAAACCUGAAUCGCCAGCUAUCAGGCCUUCAUGUCCCCAAAUGACUUGAACUUGUGGAGCAAGGUCCCUGAGAUCUCCUCUUUCCUUCCACAGGGCAAGCAGGAGGACUUCAAGACGACAGUUCUGGAGGGUAUGGAGACUGCCAAGCAUCAGGUGAGGGUGGCGUUUGAUGCUUGCCACUUAGUAGCAAGAGCCCCCAAAAUCAGGGAUUGAUGCUUGCAAGUGCAUGUGUGGGGUGGUGGUCAGGUUUUAGCAUGAGGCGCAGGAGAAAUGCAUUUGCCCACUGAAAAGGAGGGAUUUCUAUUGCAGCUGGAGAACAUGAUGGGAAAUUAAAAGAACUCUGAAAUUCAUGGGACAGAUUUCAUAGCUUCACCCCCCCCCUUCCCUGUGUUUGGUAGAGAAAACAAAGUCACUUUACAAGUUGAAGGGGCACUUAGACUCCCUCCUUUCAGAGCUGUAGGACUUUUUGCACAGUGUGACUCUGUGUGGGAUUCCAAGGAAUGAUAUUGAGAGGAAUAUCUUUUUUCUAGUUAGUUGCUGUAUGUUUACAUAGAAUUAGGGAGGAAAGCCCCAGUGAACUUUGUGAGACUUAAUUCUCAGUAAACAUGCAGGAGGACUUCAAGUGGAUAGUUCUGGAAGGCAUGUGGACUCUCCUUCCUUGAAGGUUUUCAAGCAGAGGUUGGAUGGCCAUCUGUCAUGGAUCCUUUAGCUGAGAUUCCUGCAUUGCAGGGGGUUGGACUAGAUGACCCUUGGGUCCCUUUCAACUUUAUGAUUCUAUGAUUCGAUGCAUAGGAAUGUAUUGUAAGUGAUAUAAUAGCCUCAGGAUAUGCAGACUGUUUUAAUUUGGUUUCUUUAAGAACACCUCAGAUAGUUCCAGAUGAUGCACAUGGGCUUGAAUUUAUGUCUAAGAAAUCACAAUUUUGAAAGCUCUUUUUGGUUCAUGAAAUGAGAUUAUGGAGUUGGCUCUAGGUACAUUUGAAAUUGUAAAACCAGUGCCGAUAAGACAUGGUUUCUAGAUACGGUAGAUUUAGGGGUGCAUGGUUUUCAAUUUUUUCUUCAAUUUAUUUCCAAACCAAUGCAUGUGUUAGAUAUAUGACUUCUUCAGCUUCACUGAUUUGUGUGAGUGGUGGAGCAAGAGAGCAAGAUGUAAAUGAUUAGAAAUUCAGCCUGAAAUCUCCAUGGUAGUUUAGCUAUGUCAGUAGUCAGACAGUUCUUACUUUGAAAUGUAUUGUAAGCAUUAUAAGUACUUCUUGAAAGGUUUGCAGUGUUGGCUUUUGAAAGAGUGGGCAGGGAAAAUGCUUGGCUGCAUUUCUGAUGCAGUUUGAUGAAGCUUUAAAGAUUUAAGGUUUGUGUACAAAUAUUUCAAUGGGUUGUUUUUUUUAAAUGUCUCAACAAGGUGUUAUAUUUAUAUGUGUGAUUAUUUUGAGUCCUUAAGUGGAGACUGCCUUAUUUUAUUUUAUUUUUAAAUAAUUUUUAUUAACCGGCCAAUCAAAUCAAAUUAAAUCACAUCACAUAAAUUCCGAAUUACAAAGCCGAAUUUUAAAUUUUGUUGUUGAGGGGACCCAUAUUUCAAGAUCCGAAGGGGGAUUCUGAUCAUCUUCUUGCUACUGCUUUAAUAUCCAAAUCAGUCCAAACAGAGUUCAUAAUUCUAUUCAGUCUUGCUGUUUCCACAUCACAUCUUGUUCAUAUAUUUUCUCUUUUUUCUUUAUGAUCUCUCCUGAUAGUCUCCUUAAGCCGAUAAACACCAAUAAUAAUCCUGUGUGAAUUUUUCCGUUCUUCCAAUCCUCAAAUCGAGAUGGUUUCCAUAUAUCAUCGCCUUCAUAGAUGACAUCGCUCGUUCCAUCAUUAAUUACAGAACUGUCGUUCUGAAGUCCCUCUGAGGAGUUUCACCCACAAUAUAAAAACAGCUCUAUUUCUCCUCCCAGACUUAAGUCCUCCGACAGAACUUCCCAAUAUGGCGACGGCAUUUUUAACUGCGUCAUUCCAAAGCCCUUAUACAUUCCACGCUCUUCUUAAAACAUGCUUUGGUUCAAAAGUUUAUUUCCACACAGCCUUAAAUCCACAGCUUAAGUCCUUAAAACGACAUUUCUGACUUGUGAGGGGAGGGGAUUCUUGUUUAAUCACAUAAGGAAAGAAAGGAAAGGUGUUUUUUUUCCCCUCCCCCAUCGGUCGUCAGUCCCUUUACCAUACCGAGUCUUGGCGUAUCUUCUCAUAAUCUAUACUUGUUCCUCCGACUCGUCUUGUUUUAUCAGAGAUCUCUUCUGUUAGCAGUCUUUACUCCCCCUCCUUCCUUGAAAUAUGUGCAUUCGCUUCAUCCAAAUCGUUUCUUUUGAAGUUCUUGCAGCUAGUGGCGCGGAUCAGAGACGGCAUCCAGGAGCGCCGAAAUCCCACAGGAGGGCUUUGUGCCUAGUGCCCCCAUCCCCACAAAUUCGGGGGGUGGUAUAGGGCACAGCAGGCAAGGGCAGUCCCCCCCACCAUCCUGGGGGGGUAGGGAGGCUAAUUACUCCCAUCAUAGCCUCCAAAUUACCUCGUGUGGGUCGGAGAGAUGUUAUUGUCAGCCAUCUUCUGAUGCGCCCCCUAGUGGCCCCCUCAAGUGGAGACUGCCUUAAAUCACUUUUUCUGAAUUUGGGAUGAGUGGGUCAUUUAUUUGUUAAAUUGUAUCCUGCUUUUCUUCCAUAGAGGAGGGAGAUCCAACAUAUUUGGGUUUCCCAGGCAGGCUGCUAUUCAGUGCUUGCCUGGCUCACCGCUAAGCGUCAGACUUCAGAAAUGGAACUGUGUCAGUACGUUUGUUUUGUUUUCUGGGCAAUCUUUUGGAAGGCAGGAGUUAACACACACAUAAGCCAGAUAUGCACCUUGAUUCAGGCCACAUGAUGGCAUCAUUUCCAAGUCAUGCAUUAGAAGUGGAUUUCUGUCAUUGCCAGAGAUUGGUGUGACUGAUUCCUACCCUCAAACUUUAGGAACCAGCCAGAGAUGGAAAAACUCAAGCUCAAGGGCCAGCCAAAUGCUGAUCUCCAGGCCCUUGGGUUUCUGCCCAGGCCACAGCCCUCACUGCUCUACACCCUCCAGUGAUUUUACCUGGCUGGAAUGUGUGCUUGAUCUGUGAUAAUACCUCUUGCUUUCCUGGAUGGAGAGUAUUGUGCAUCUAGCCACACCUACACUUCAACCAUACCCACCACUUGUGUGUAGCCCGCAGAAGAUCACACAUGGAGUGUUGCCCUCAGGCAGAAAGGGUGCCCCAGCUCUACUUCAGACCCAUGGGACCCUGCUAGCAUUUUCUUUUUCAUAUACAGUACUUCCAUUUUGGUUGAAUGCUGCUAGGGUAUAUUUUUGUCUUUGGCAUAACUGCACACAUUGACAUAGAGGAGCUUGCUUUAUGAAUUGCUAUUCCAAACAAAACAUUUGAAAAUAGUUUCACCUGUAUCAGGAUUUAUUUAGCUGGCUCCACACCAGGAAGACUUUCUUAAGUGAAAUCUGAAAGCUGUUCAUCAUACUGAUCUAUAUUAAAAAUGUGCACUGUGUGCUGCUGAUUAUAUUCUACACACUUGACUUGAUUUACAAGUUACUUCCUCAGUGUACAAUGAGUUCCUGAGCAAGAUAAAGCAGACGAGCCUUUAAUAUGUGGACUUGGAAACUAGUUCUUUGAUGUUACACUGAACUGUGUGUUGACGGCUGCUCUGUGCUAAAACACCCAUGCUUAAAUAAACUCUGCAAGUUUGCACUCUUCCUUAUUUUGUGUGUUUCUGCCAUACAAUUUUAAGCUUAACUGCAGGUAUAAGGCCUAGAGAUCUGAUUACUUAAAAUAAAAUUCUAACAUCUCAAGGUACUGAAUUAUAUGGCAGAAACCAAAUUCCAGCAAUUGCACUCUGUGGCAGCAAAUAAUUGAACAUUGAAUUGUAUCAAAUACCUUUCCAAAAUAUGUAACCAUAAUGCGCUUGCAGCUGAAAGAGACUGAUUUUCAUAGGGGAGAACACGAUGCUGGACUUAGAUGGGAAGAUCUAGCGCAACUCUUUUCUGUUGAAUUUGUGUAACUAGUAGACUGCAACUUCUCAAAUCUGCUGGCUGGAUUUAUAUAUUUUUUAAAAAUAACUGCGCUCUUGGGAGCUUGCCAUGUUAUGAAUAUUUAUGUAGUGAAUGUGUAAACCACCCUUCAUGACAAAACUGCCGGUGGCUUAGGUGGCUACAGCAGGUGGUUGCCAAUGUGCCUGCAUGCCCAUCAGUACCUCCUCUGGCACCCAUGAAGGGUCUAAAUAAAUAUCCUCUCAAAAAUCCACAAUGCAUGGGAGACGGUGUUCCUCUUGGCACUAGCUUCACCUCAUAAACACGCUCCCAUUUCUUGGAUGGCAGUGUUAGUCACCCACUUCUGUUUCAUUCUGAACAGAAGAGAAGUACAAAGUGCUUCUCUCUGUGAAGCUGGUGUACAUUUCAUUUCCCCAUUGAUGUGGGGCAUUCCGGUACUAUUUUGUUGUCCUGUCUUUAUUCUGUUCUUCUAGAUGUGGCAGCCAUUUUGUGUUAUGCUACCACCCCCACAAUUUUGUACUAUGCCAUGCCCUACUGCAGCCAUUUUCUGACUGGUGCCCUUGGCACUUCCUCAAAAUUCCAAAUGUUCUCUGUAGAUUUAGUUGGCAAAGGCAAUUGCUCCAUCCUCAGGAUGCCCACUGCAAAGUUCUUUCCUGAUUUUCCAGCAUAUUUGAGAGAAAAUGAGGAGGAAGGGAGUUCCCCUCCCCUCCAUGUUGUGGUUUUCCAGAAAGCAGAAGCUUUGAGGGCAAACUGUGCAGGAAGUGAGAUAAGACCCUGUUUCUUGACCAAGUCUAUACAGCACGGGCAGAUAAGCGAAGACAACUGGGAUUGGGGGCUGUCAGGGUGGCAAGGAAGGGACUGGUGACUACUAUGAAGUCAAUGCUUCAGUGUGGAUAUAUGUUUGAAAGUACAAGGUUGGAAUGUAGUUACCUGAAGCAAGCAUUAAAAAGUACAGAAAACUUGCAAGAAGAAAAUGUACUCCUAGGAGAAAAAGUUACCAAGGGAAAGGAAGGUGAAGCAAAGCUUGUGGCGAGCAGGAAAAGGAAAGUUUGCUUACCCAGCCACAACUACAACCCAACAUUAUGGCCAUAUUUGCAGGCACAUUCCUACCAUUGGUGGACAUCUUGCUAAGAAUAUUUAUAAUAACUGUAUUCAGUUGUCUGAAAGGUAGGGCUGCCAUACUUUAUCUAACCAACUGAGCUAACUGAGCCCCAUCGUUUUAGAUUUCCAUUCUGUUGUUCCCCACAGAAGAUUAAGUUAACCAGUGGGGUAUAACACCCGUCACUUGUUUUGGACUGUCACGUUUCUUCCUUAGUUGACUCAUUUUCUCCCAGGUUUAGUUUGUCCUUUGAAUGCGUUUUCAGCAAUGCCAAACUGAAAUGCGUUUUCAGUUGUCUUGUGUCCGUCUGAAGAGCAUGGUCUGUCUAUCCCUAACUCAUCAUUCAGAGCUGUCGUUAUUGCUCUUGCAGGAGACAUUUAUCAGUGCAUUUGUCACUACAUGUCUGCCAUCAUCUCUUGGGAUUGUUCUUCACAGAUAUUAGCCAGUAGCCUUUACACAAGGCUUGUUCUUAGUGUUGCUUAUUGUCCAGAUCACUCAUUGUAUAAAGGCACAGAGUAUUUGGGCAGAAUUCAGUAACUUAGCCACUGAAAUUUGAGUUAAACUUGGAAGCUAUUUUGUUUUUAAGAAACUUGCACAAGUUAAAUUUAGCUUUGAUGGCCUAAUAUGUAUUAGAAAAGCAAUUUAUUUCGUGUAUCACAUUACAACUUUUAAGUCCAUACUGUGUUUCUAACAUUGUUAAGAUUCCAAGUUUUUUCCAUUUUCAGUGUAGUGCAAAUACUUAGGCUGUCAUUAUAAGUUUGCAUAUUCAGCCUGAAUUCCUAGAAAUACUUAAUAGGGAAUACAAUGAACCUUACUUGGAUACAGUGGACCUUACUUCUGAAUAAGCAUGCAUAGGAGUCUGCUUUCAGUUAUAUUCCCAUUGAUUGCAGUGGAUAAUGAUCUACAUGCAACUGCCUCAAUGAACAUUUGAGCAAUCAUGUAAAUUAUUUGUAGGAUUUUAAUCUUAUGCACUCAGGUCUGUGUUGAAGCAUCAGUGUAGAACCAAUUACUAGAUCUGUAUUUUGUGACCUUUUAGCACUUUACAGCAUUUAGCUGUUUUCAUUUCUGAAGAACUUAAUACCUAAAUGAUGCUCAUUCUUGCAAUAGGAAUGAGUGUUAUUUUUAGGGCAUUUUAUGAAUUCAGAGAAGCCGUCUGUUAAUUGCACAUGAAGUUGUUGCAGAGUUUUAGCCCACCCACUUUUGGGUAGGUGACAUUAAAAACAAAAAACAUUUCAAUAUAAACCUGCAGUUGUUUUUACUUCUGGCAAAAACCACUUGCUAUUUCAAUCAAUCACCUUCUCAGCCUUACUAAUAACUGGAAAUGUCAACGAUAGCUUAACUGUUUUUGACAUUGUAAAAUCGGAAAUGAGCAAUUUUGUGCACUCAGCACAAGUUGUUGUAGAAGAGAAGGGCUUCUGCCAUAGAGACAUUAAGACCUCAGUCCUAAACCCACUUAUCUGUGGGUGAGCCCCAUUGAACCUUCUGUGACUUACAUGUGGGUAAACUUACUUAGGAGUGCCUUGUAAAAGGUGGGAUUUGGUAGGGCUGUCUCCUGAUAUUUAGAAAAAAAUUAAAUGAUAAAAAUUGUAAGUAAAUCAAAUUAAUAUUUGUGAACAUUUGCAUAUGAUUAAACAGAUGUUGGAUGACCAUCUGUCACAGAUGCUUUACUUGAGAUUCCUGUUUUGCAGAGGGUUGGACUAGAUGAUCCUCAGGAUCUCUUCCAACUCUGAUUCUAUGAUAAAUUAAUAUUUUUAAUAGAAAAAGUAUACUUUGGGUGGUUGUCAGCUAAAUUAGAAUAAUCCCACUGAAAUUAAUGAACAUGAGUUAGUUAGGGACAUUAAUUUCAUUGGGUCUACUCUGAGUAGAACUUCGUUGGCUACAAUCCAUAGUUGUUGGUUUUCUGUUUUUAAAUGAUUGCCCAGUUACAGAUGCCCAUUGCAUGUAUUGAAAUUUUUAAAAAUUGGUUAAUCUUAUAGAUUAAUCAAUGAAGGAUUGCAUUCCUAGAUUUUAUUGAAGAUGAGUUACAUUGCCUCCUUUCAUUCCAAUCCAAAAUGCCUCUAAAAUGCAAGGGUGUAAAAAUGAAAUGCCUGGGUAUGGAAUUAGUGUUUCAGUGUUGCCCUCAGAUUAAUUUUUUUUAAAAAAUGAUAUUUAUUAAGGUUUCCAAAAGAAAAGAAAAGUUACAUAUAUAAGAAAAAGAAAAAUAGAAAAAAGAAAAAAUGCAAAAUACAGAAAAAAGAAAAAAGACUUAAAAAAACAAAUCAUUCUUUCCAUACCUUACUUUUCAUUUACUUGUUUCCCUGACCUCCUCACGCCUCCCUUUUUUGUAUUCCAGUUCAGUUAAUUAAUUCAGCAAUUCCUUUCCCUCUUUGUUUUUAUCUUAAUCCUUUAACUUAAUAUAUUAUAGGUUUAGGUUCUCGCCUGUUAACAAUCCAUUUUUACAUACUCCUUUGUAACAUUGCUGCUAAAACCACUUAACUUCAUUCCGACAUCAUUCUAACAUUCAUUAAUUUUACAGUAUUUCUGUAAAUAGUCUUUAAAUUUCUUCCAAUCUUCUUCCACCAACUCUUCUCCCUGGUCUCGGAUUCUGCCAGUCAUUUCCGCCAAUUCCAUGUAGUCCAUCACCUUCAUCUGCCAUUCUUCCAGAGUGGGUAGAUCUUGUGUCUUCCAAUACUUUGCAAUAAGUAUUCUUGCUGCUGUUGUGGCAUACAUAAAGAAAGUUCUGUCCUUCUUUGGCACCACUUGGCCGACCAUGCCCAGGAGAAAGGCCUCUGGUUUCUUCAGAAAGGUAUAUUUAAAUACCCUUUUCAUUUCAUUAUAAAUCAUCUCCCAGAAAGCCUUAAUACUUGGGCACGUCCACCAAAGGUGAAAGAAUGUACCUUCGGUUUCUUUACAUUUCCAACAUUUAUUAUCGGGCAAAUGAUAGAUUUUUGCAAGCUUGACUGGUGUCAUGUACCACCUGUAUAUCAUUUUCAUAAUAUUCUCUCUUAAGGCAUUACAUGCCGUAAACUUCAUACCUGUGGUCCAUAACUGUUCCCAGUCAGCCAUCAUUAUGUUAUGUCCAACAUCUUGUGCCUGCCCUCAGAUUAAUAGUCAAAAACCUGUUUGGGGGACUUAGGUGGUGGUGUGAGGAAAAGAACUUUGCUAAUGUAAAUUGGAUUCCCCCCUGCAAGUAAUCCUGUGUAACAAAUACAUUUUGGCAUUCUUGAUUAGAUUGUUGCAUUGAUGCUGGUUGCAAAUCGCUUGGGUUUCUAGGUUAACCAUUAAGAUGUACCUUGACGUGAUAGCCUUCCUUCCUCAGUCUUCAUGAUCCUGGAGUCUGACCCCUUUUUUUUACUUCCACCAUUCUGUCUUCCCCCUAUUCCUACAGAUGUACCAGACAACUUAGCCUCUCCUGAGGUCUGUGAUUGCCUCCUGGUCUCAGUGGGUUGCUGCUGUUGACCGAACUGCCCUACACUCCAGGUCCUUUUGUGCUCCUUGCCUCCUGCCAUCCCAUACCUGGUCAUGCCUGACCUGAUUCCUUUGUUCAUCUGUGUCCUUGCUGUUCCUGAGAGGCAGCUGUGCACUCACACAAUGAAGAUAACUUCUCCUAUCCACUAUUGACAGCAAAAGUGCUCUGCUUUCUGUACAAAGCACUUUGGUAGUUGCCUGCUGUUAGGCUGGCUAUAUGAAUGCUUGCCCAAUCCCCCCCACCGCACCCUGUUCCACAGUUGUCCACAGUGGCUAACUUUUAAAUGGGCAAUUAUUGCAUUCUCUGCACUUUACAGUAUAUAAAAUCAAGAACUUUGCUGUUGGUUGAUCUGCCUAACUGCACUGUGACACUGUGAAUGUGUUCAUACACAUUUGAGUGCUAGCUUGUUAAGUUGUGUCUUGCAUUAAUAUUUCAAAGAACUAAGUUUUAAAAAGUAAGGAGGUCCAAAUAUUUUGCAGGCAGACACAGUUUGAGGUGACACACCUACACUUCUUAGUCAGGGAUGAAAGUGUCUCCUGAGUUGCAGCAUCCUGGCUUCCCGGGUGUUUCGGCAGUACUUGUCACGUGUGGGUUCUUUCAUUGUAGGUGUGGAAGGUGCCGCUUUCCAGAGCAGACUUCCACAUGAUCGGAUGACGUCACAAGAAGCUGCUUGUUUUCCGGAUAUCAUCAGUGGGCCGCAGCAGACUCAGAAGGUGUUCCUUUACAUCCGAAAUCGGACGGUAUGUUGAUUGCUAAAAGUUUGAUGGAAUAUUCUCAGUGGUCUUUGGUACUGGGGUCUUUAGUUUUAGGUGGUGGUGGUGGUUGUUAAUUGAAUUUAUAUACUGCCCUAUACCAAGAGGUCUCAGGGCGAUUCACAGAAAAGAUUCACAGAAAAGGUUGUGUAUGCACUAUUUCUUCAAAGCACAAUCUUUCCCUCAAAGAAUUCUGGGCACUGUAGUUUGUUAAGGGUUACUGUGAAUGGUAAUUCAGGGCGGGGUUAAACCACAGUGCCCAGAAUUCUUUGAGGGAAAGAAGUUUGAUUUUUUUAAUGUGCUUUAAAGGUAUAGCAUUUACACAGACUAAGACUCCAGAGUGAGGAAGCCACACACAGUCCUCAGGGCCAAAUAUUCAGAUGCACCAGCUUCUUUAAAAAACUACAGCCAACCAGUCUCAGGAGGUCUGGAUAAAGAAAGCUGGUAGGCAUGGAGACAAGUUAUAACAUUGCCAGUAAUUAAAAUGUUGAAAAUAUUUCAGAUUCUUUAAAGAAGCCCAUUCUGCUCCAAACCCAGCUGUCCAAAUACUGAUUCUUGUGGCACAUCCUGACAAACAUUCAUUUUAUUAAGAACAGAAUUUGUAGCCUUCCAUGGCAUUUGCAUUUUAGGGCAUUGACUACUCAGAUGAACUGUGCAGCCCAAUUAACUUCUGUUUCAUUAGCCAUAUUCUUUUCUGAACAUGACUGGGGAAGCAUGCCAGUCAUUUCACUUCAUUAAGCACAGGGUUCAGGGCACUUUUUCAGCUGGGGGCUGGUCCACUGUCCGUCAGACCUUGUGGGGGGCCGGACUAUAUAUAUAUUUUAAAAUGAACGAAUUCCUAUGCCCCACAAAUAACCUGAAGAUGCAUUUUAAAUAAAAGGGCACAUUCUACUCAUGUAGAAACAUGCCGAUUCCUGGAUGUCCACGGGCCGGAUUUAGAAGGCAAUUGGGCCGGAUCCAGCGCCCAAGCCUUAGUUUGCCUACCCAUGAUUAAGAAAGUUACCGAUAGGCAGCAUAAUCACUGCACAUUAGAAUUCUUAAGUAGCCACAAAGCAUAUAUAUGAAGGGUUUUUCCCCUCAAUGCUUUCUAGUAAUUACUAGCUCAGUUACAGAAUUUACAACAGUUUUGUAUGUUUGUGUCAUUCAAAUAGUUGCAGCUUUGGUUGGAUAACCCAAAGAUUCAGUUGACGUUUGAAGCAACACUACAACAGUUGGAAACACCCUAUAAUAGUAAGUUGCCGUUCUUACCUUGCGCAUAAUUGUAAGCUCCUUGGGGUGCUUGACUAGUAAAGCUGGAUAAAGAAAAUAAUAACAGUAACCCUUUUCAUGUACAGUCGUACCUUGGUUUUCGAACAGCUUAGUUCUUUAACGUUUAGACUCCCGAACGCCGCAAACUUGGAAGUGAGUGUUCCGGUUCGCGAACUAUUUUUGGAAGAUGAGCGUCUGACGGGGCUUCCGUGGCUUCCAGUUGGCUGCAGGAGCUUCCUGCAGCCAAUCAGAAGCUGCGCUUUGGUUUUCAAACAUUUUCGAAGUCGAACAGACUUUCAGAACUGAUUCCGUUUGACUUCCAAGGUACAACUGUAAAUCCAAACUGCUGUUACAAAUAGACAUUUGUACAGUCAAGUCUCUUCUUCAGGUGCUGAGCAGCAAAAGCCUCUUGUGACUAUUAAAAACAUAUUUUGCUUGUGGUUAUUUCUAGGAAAGGAGUUUCCCAAUUUGUGUGUGCAUUGGGGAAGUUCGCUCUGAAAAUGCCUUGUUUAUGUACAUGCCACUCAGAGCCCAUGACUCCCCCAUCCAGUAGAUCAAUAUGCAAGCUAUUACUGCAGGGGGAGAUAUCUAAGGAUAUGAAUUCAAACUAAAGCAUGGUAUUUCAGAAUAAGCUUUCCCCCCACUACAGUGAAACUAGCAGCAUUGUAGGCCUGCUCUUCAACAGUUUGUAUAUUAAGAGAGUUUUCUAUUUUGUAGGUGAUACUGUACUAGUUCACAGAGUCCACAGCUAUCUGGAACGGCAUGGCUUGAUCAAUUUUGGCAUCUACAAAAGAGUGAAGCCCCUACCAAGUAAGGAGUUCAAGUCAACACUUGUUCUUUGAAUCAGAACGUGUCAUUUACUUCAUCAUUACAAUAAAGAUUUGGCGGUGGGUGGGAUGGUUAAUUGUUCAUUUUCAGGCUUGAUCUGUCAUACGUCACUGUCUGGAGUGCAGACUCACCUUUGCGGUUUAUGCCAUAUAUAAAUUCAGUUUGAAGCCCAGUGCUCUUUCUGCAGCCCAGCAUGUCUGUUUGCCUCCUAUGUUGCAGUCCUUCAUUUGCAGCUAUUUGAAUACAGUUUUCAGACUAGACCAAACCCUUCAGCUGCUAGUUCUCAUCACUAAUAUAUUUCUCAUUCAUUUAUUGUGUUUACAUCUUGUCUUUCUUUCACUAGAGAAAUUCAAGGCAGUUAACUAUAAAAUCAAAAUGGUUCAAAGCAGUCCAGUGGAAGGAGCCUCAUCCUUUCUUUUCUCCUUCAAAAUAGUCAAUCACUGACGAAGCAAGAGAGGGGAGGGGUUGGAAGGCAAGCAGGCAAAUGCGCUUUCUGAUAAGCUGCAUCAUCUGUUUACUGUGUUGUCCUGUAGAUCUGAGUGCCUGGCCUUGUGGCGCUGUCUGCCCGUCAAGUUCAGAGGGUUACUAUUUAUGGAAUUCUGACCCUUUGGAACAAUUACUUUUCUGUCAGGGUUCCAGGUUUGAUCCAAGAGUUCUUUCCGGGUUGCUGAUUUUCUGAUGCAUCUGAAAACUUAGUUCAGGGAUUUGUUCAGACAGGGGCUUGGUUUGCUUUCCCUCCUAGUGCUAGCAUGCAGUGUUAAGCAAUUUUCUUAAUCUUGUAACCUAAAACCUCCCUCCAGCUGACAGGGAGAAAGAAAGAAACAGAAACAGUGAUCAUAGCUCAUAUUGGUUCUGGCCUUUCUCAUUUUGCCAGAACCUAGCCUGGGCUAAUCAGUUCACUAACAUACCAUUGUUUAUCCAUGCAUUUGUGCUUUUAGCUAAGAAGACUGGCAAGGUGAUCAUUAUUGGUUCUGGGGUCUCCGGCUUAGCAGCAGCUCGCCAGCUACAGAGCUUCGGAAUGGAUGUCACACUUCUAGAAGCAAGAGUGAGUGUCUUGCGCAGUAUGUCUCAGCCUUGUAAUUAAGUCCGGAAGUUACAGUAUUUUUUACUAGGAGCCUGCUUACCCACACAUACCUGCACAAAUCAUUUGUGGCCUCCUGACGGUUCACAUGAUGGCACCACACAUCAAGAGCAGUAGAAAACCUCUGCUGAAUGAGAAGGAGGAGGCUAAGAUAUACCUGGAAACUGCCUGAACAUCUUUACAUCCCGUUUCAGUCCCUGUCACAUGUACCUUUGAGCAUGGCCUCUUCUGCACAUCUAUGUUCUGUCUUUUGCAAAAGUGUAAGAUGCAAGGGUUACGAGGACAGACUUUCUCUGCAGUGGCAUUUGCAAUCUGUGGCCCUCUCAGGUAUGCUAGGGGGUCCUUGCUGAUCAUUUCCCAUCACUACGUAAAAACCUUGCUUUUUGAAAAGCCUUCCAUGCAGGCUGAUCUAUGCUGUUGUAAAACAGUAAUGGCCACCAGCUUGGAUGGGGUUGAUUAGACAAAUCCAUGGGGUGUAAGGCUAUAAGCAGAAACUAGCCACGAUGGCUGUGCUCCACCUCCAUGAAUUGAGGCACUAUGCUUCUGAAUACCAGUUGCUGGAAACAGCAGGAAAGGAGAGUUCUAUUGUGCCCAUGUCCUUGCAGGUUUCCCACAGGCAUCUAUCUGGUUGGUUACCAUGGCAACAGGAUGCUGGACCAGAUGGGUCAUUGGUCUAACCCAGCAGCCUCUUCUUAUGUUCUUAAAUGUUGUGUAGCACUUUAAUAAAUCUUAUUACCUGUUUUAUUUUACUGUAGAUGGUUUACCAUUUUUAUCAUAAUUUAUUACUUUUUUUGAUAUUUUAUUUUACUUUGUAAGCUGCUUUGGGGGCUGUGUGAAGAAGAGAAUGAGGCACAAUAAUAAUUUGAAUAAGCACAUGAAAAACUUGUUUGUUCUUAUGCAGACCUGUUUCUUGUUUACAAGCCUCUUCAUUUCCCCACACAGGAUGCUACAGGGCCUGAGAGAUGGAUUUGAUUAGACACAAAUUACAAUGAAUUCAGGCAAGAGAUGAGAAAUGUAGAAUGAUUUUGUCACCAAGGGUAUAGUGGUGCAACAAAAAAAAAAACAACAACCCAAAAGUUUUCUGAUUCCCUGGCCUUUUGCUUCAUGUUUUUAAGAUACACACCUAAAAUACUUUCUGUAUAUCUAAAAGUGCAGCUUGUAUAACAUGGAGUUUAGAUUGACAGUGGCUCCCAAUAGUGGUUUUAGGCAUUGGAACUUGAUUUUGCCACUGAAAAAACUGUGAAGCAGCCCACAUUAACAUUCAUUUUUAUGACUGAAGAAUAUCAGUGUCAAGCUUUAACCAAUAACAGGGCCUUGAACCCUCUUGUACUGUUUUAUUGUUGUUAGCCGCCCUGAGCCCGGCUUCAACUGGGGAGGGCGGGAUAUAAAUAAAAUUUAUUAUUUAUUAUUAUUAUUGUUCAGUGUCCUCUUAUCCUUGACCUUACCUAAUUCUUCCCGUGCCAGAGUGCUAUUGCCAGUCUAGGGUAGACAAUACUGAACUAGAUAGACCAAUAGUUUGAAAUACAGGCAACUCUGUAACUGCUUCCGGCAGUGUAUUUGAAGUUAGAUAAAUAUUUACUCUUAAUACUGACAUGGAGCUCCCAGAUAGUUUUCCGAUUCAUGCACUGACCAGACUGAGACUUAGUUGUAUUACGUGCCUUCAGAUCAUGCUUGGGAUUGAUGAGAAGUUCAGAGUGUGGCUGCAGGGAUAUAGUUAAUAAAGAGAAAAUUAAGACAGGUGUCAGGGUAAUACUUUACAGGUACAAUUCUCCAUCAAGCUGCUGCAGUCUGUUUCCUCUCAAGGGGCUUCCUGUUUAGUUUUAAGCAUAUUUGGAUUUACUAACCUGUUAGUCAAUUUCAACACUCUUGUUUCCUAUUCUGUUUUUUGUUUUGUUUUUUACAAGAGGGUUGAGUUUUAUUUAAAAUUCGCUGUCCAACACUUUUUUGAAAAAUAAAGCAUUACUGGUAGUGUUUCAAAGGGUUUACUAAAAUUAGCAUAUAGUUUCAGUGAAAGCCCUGUAAAUGUAACCCUCGGAAUUUUUCUCUCUUAAAGGAUCGUGUAGGGGGCAGAGUUGCCACUUUUCGCAAAGGAAACUACGUUGCAGACCUAGGAGCCAUGGUAGUAACAGGACUUGGUGAGUCUUUAAAAACAAGUCUGAAUUCAAACUCUGCAUCUAUGGGCUUAUUACUGAGUAGUUUUGCACAUUCCUUGGCACCCAAUUUUUAUGAUUGGCAAUAGCAGUACUCCAUGGCUUCCCCAUAUGAAUAUUUUUUCUCCCUUUUUCUCUCUCUGGCCUUACUUGGUGGGCCUGUGGCCUGAUUCAGAUUUUUAGUUUAUUUCAUCAGACAGUUGAUCAGUCUUAGAUCAUUCUCUCCCCUAAAGGAAAAGGUGAGAGAAAGCAAAACUAGACGGAGAGAAGGAGGGCCCUUCCCAAUCUCACUACUGGGACUCAGAGUAAACUAUCCAAUAUUUGUGAUUAGUUUUAUCUAGCUGUAUUUUAAGAAUGAGAUGUGUUCCUUCUGCAAGUUUUCCAGGUUUCAGUUCCUUCAUUUGCUAGAUACAAUCCCUCUGGAAAUGGGAAUCGAAACAAUUAUAUUCUUCUCUGUACGAUCUCUCUCUCUCUCUUUUUUUUAGGAGGAAACCCAAUGGCUGUGGUGAGCAAGCAAGUAAAUAUGGAACUGGCCAAAAUAAAACAGAAGUGUCCACUCUAUGAAGCCAAUGGACAAGCGGUAAGUUUGAUGUUUCUUGGAAACAUUCACUUGAGAGAAAUAGUUUGGAGCAAAAUUACAUACUGGCUUGAAAAUAUAAGUCUGUUGCUAAGCUGUUGUUAUACUAGAUAAUAUUUUCUUACUGUUUAAUCAAACUCUUCCUCCUACAACUUAACGCCUUUAGCUGUUCUGUCCACAUUUUAAAAGGGCUGGGUGGUAUAUAGUGUGUGAGCGGAAAGUGCUUCUUGAGCUUUUGUUGCUGUUUUACGUAUGAUUAACUUGAAGGAUCCUUCUUGCAGGUUCCAAAGGAGAAAGAUGAAAUGGUAGAGCAAGAGUUCAAUCGUUUGCUGGAAGCUACUUCAUAUCUCAGCCACCAGCUGGACUUCAAUGUCCUUAAUAACAAGCCUGUCUCCCUGGGUCAGGCUUUAGAAGUCGUCAUACAGUAAGUGAGGUUAUGUUUCAUUGAUAACUCUGAAAAUGUCCUCAGCUGUUGCUGCUGCUGUUGAUGAAAUUUAUCUAUGUGAAGAAAGAAGCCUAGCUUAAAUUCAGUGGAUCUGACCUCUGUGUGUUAAGUAUAUUUUGCUGGAACGUGUCUUCAGGUUUGUAGUAUAUUAACUUUCAGAUCUCACUUUUGCCCGCAUGCCUUCAGAGAAGCCCUGUAUAAGCAAUGACAGUGACCAUUUCACGUAGGGGUUCCGUUCCAGGCCCCCAUGCGUGUCGGCAAAGUGGGUAGAAGCAUGCCCCGCUCCUUUACACCCCACCUCCCUUCUGCUGCCUUAAGGGUCCAAAAGGACCUGUGCGUUGGCGAUCACAUGUCAGUUUGACGCACUUAGAAUGGUUGCCACUUGUAUUCAUGUUUGAGUCUGCCUUAAACCAAGGAGGAGACUGCCAGUCAGUGGGCUUUACAGCUUUCCUUGAGUGUUAAAUACGGGUUUCUUGUGUUUUUGAAAUGCUUGCCAAACGUUUCUGUAUCCCCCACCACUUCAUCUGGGAAUUUGAUGGAGUUGGCUGCUGACAGAAGGCAGUUUCACACGUGACCUGAACAGUACUUUGAGGCAGCUGCUUGAACUUCUGUCUAGCAAGUGUUGCAAUAUGGCCUAAGCCAUGCGUGGAGAACUUCAUACCCAGGGGCCAAAUGCAGCUCUUGGGGGUCUCUCUUUUUGGCCCUUGGGGCUUUCCCAGACCACCCCCCUCACCGGCUCUGCUUUGCACCCUCCUUGAGUGUUUUUUUGUUGGUAGAAUACAUCCUUGAACUCUGGCAAUGCCUCUUGCUUGUUUGUAUGGAGGAUAGGGAUGGGUGUGUGAGUGUGUGUAGAAACUACUCAAUACAAAGGUAAUAUUUGCAUUCGUCGCUCAAACCACUGCUCAGAAGCGGCAUGUGGCUCGUAGAAGGUUGGCAGAAGGGAAUGUGUAUCUUGGGCUGGAAAAUGUUUCCCUAUCCCUGGUCUAGGCCCUAGAUGCUGCUGCAGCCUGAAAUCCUUACCCUACCUCUUGUUUUGCCAUCUGCCAUUCUUUGUUCUUUCUCUUUUCCUUACUUAGAUUGCAGGAGAAACAUGUGAAAGAUGAACAGAUUGAACACUGGAAGAAGAUAGUGAAAACUCAAGAAGAGCUUAAAGAUCUUCUUAAUAAGGUCAGGUGCUUAUCCCAACCUGAGACACGCACAACUCCGUUCCCUUUAUGUACAACUUAUUUCUUGGUGUAGGAAGGUUUUGGCCCCAUUUUGGGGCCAGUGCAGUGGCUUGGAAGAGUCCUUUAUCUGUGCAGUCCUACAUAUAAGAGUACGAUACGCCAUUGCUGUAGAACAGAGCUUUCCAAACUUUUCAGGUUGGUGACACACUUUUUAGACAUGCAUCAUUUCGCGACACAGUAGUUCAGUUUUACUAGCAAAGCGGAGGUUAAACUAACCCCCUUCCAGCCCUGGGCAGAGUGCGGGGAGCAUCUGCCCAACAAACCUACAGUACACCUUGCAGCCGACACACUAACGUGUUGUGACACACAGUUCAGUAAGCUCUUCUGCAGAGUCCUGAAAGGUACAAAAGGGCUUUCCCCCUCUCUUCCUGCUAAGCGUUUUUUCUCUCUACCCCACCCACCUUUAUAGAUGGUGAACUUGAAAGAGAAGAUAAAGGAGCUCCACCAGCAGUACAAGGAGGCAUCUGAAGUAAAACCGCCUCGAGACAUCACUGCAGAGUUCCUUGUGAAGAGUAAGCAUAGAGAUCUUACUGCUCUGUGCAAGGUAAGGAUCAGUGUGAAAAUGGCUUUGCCUACUGAAUACAUUUUUUUUAAAAAAAAGAGUCCUCCAGCUGUUUUAUAUCACAACUCAGGUAGUUUGCACUGCUACAUAUGACUGAAUUUUGCAUCUCAUUUUUGGAUUGGUGCAUUAAAAAAUUUCAUGAAUCUGUGUGUGUGUGUCAAGGCAAAUUACAAAGAUGUCAUAGAAGAUAGUUAAACAUCGUUUCGAAAAACAGCAUCAAAAAUAACUGAAUGUAGCCUUAAAAACAAAACAAAAUGAACAACUGAGGCAGAAUUCUUUUUAUCCAGCUGAAGAAGCCUGUUGAAACAAAAAAUGUUUCCAGAAACUGCAAAUGGUGGGCUGUGCAGCCCCGCUGGUCAGUGCUAAAAGUUAUAGUAGAGAAGGAAGAUUAUCUCCUAUCCUCCUCAAGCUUAAUAAUUACAGAGACCUGACUGGCUUCAACCAGAAAUCAGACAAUUUGGUGUUGCCAGUCCCAUGCUAUGGAACACUUUUCCAGCAGAGAUUCAGCAGCACUCUCGCUUUUGACUCUCAGAGGUCCCUUAAAGACUUUUUUAUACUGAUAACACCUAUACAGCUAUUUAAAACCUCUUGACUCAACAAUCAUUUUAAUAAUUACUUUGAUCCGUUUUUAAUGUUUUUAUAUUUCCAUGUAUGCAUAUGGCUGUAUACCAGCCCAAUAUUUUAUCAGAGGGUAAAUACUAUUAUAAACUAAAUAAUAAGAGAUUUCUUCAACAUUGCCCUUCAGUAAUGUUCUCUUUAUCUAUGCACUUAUCAGGAGUAUGAUGAGCUGGCUGAAACACAAGCAAAGCUGGAAGAGAAGCUUCAGGAACUAGAAGCCAAUCCUCCAAGGUAUAAAAAUGUAGAUGUACUCAUCUGGGUGGCUGGAUGCUAGUGAAGGUGCUUUUUUUCUUUUAGUUAGGUCUUCCUUGAGUUCUGCUUGUCAAAGAGAUGCAGUGGAAUAGUUCAGAUGAUGAAGGAUAAGCCAGUGGUUCUUGAACUGUGGUCUGAACACCGACCAGAGGAUUUUGCUGUAUUCACAACUAGUCCCCAAGUUCAUGAUGAAAGUAGCAUUCUGAAGAGUUGGUGGUUUCUUGGAGGCUCCCACCGCAUGUCAAAGAGGAAAUUCGCUUCUCAGCCUAAUGUUAGUUUUAACCAAAAGUGGUUUGCAGUGGUGGAAGCAUCAAAGAAAGCUUUGCAGUGUGCACAGUUCUCUCCUGUGUGCACAUAGCACUUAGUUCAGUUGCAGCAGAAGACAAACGCAGCACAUGAGCUCUAAUUCAUACUGCCUUUCAACCAUCGCCUUUCACAGCUGGCCGUGUUUUAUUUAUUUCAUAAAAUUUGUACACAACUUGAUUGUAAAAAAACCCCACACACCCAAAACCUCAAAGUGGCUUUAAGGGGAGUAAACGUGGUCCUCGACAGAGCGGUGUUUAAGAAAAACUCUCAGUAAAUUUAUUGUAAAGCAAAAAGCCUUCACGGUUGAAGCAAGCUGCCAUGGCACAUAAAAUCUGGAAGCUAGAAGUCGAUAUUGAAAUGUUGACAACUUGAAAGAAGAGGAGGAUGAACAAUGGGGAAAGGAGGUCAGGGGGAGGGUACCCUUAAAAAGGAUAGGGAGAAUUUCAGUUGGCUGACCAUUAGGAUAGUGUGGAAGCUAUAGGACUGGAUGUGAAAACGGAAAGAGGACAAGGAUAUGAAAUGGUGAAUUGUACAUGGGAGAGAGGAUUUUGGCUGCUUUUCAAGGGACUGGAUGAGUCCAUACUUCACCUUCUUUUCCCCCCCUGUGGCUUAUGCUCUUAUGAGCCUUCAAGGCAGAGAUCAGUCUCUUCCUGUUUAUAGAUCCACUCUGAGCUGACAGGUUAAUAUGCAGUGCAAUAAAAUUAAUAAAAAACUGGGUGCUGGGUACAACAUUGGAUAAAAUCUGAAUGAUCAGUAACUUUUCACCGUUAAGGUGAAAAAGUAGUGAAUGAGUUCCUCUCAAACUUGGCUGUAAGCACAAGGGAUAUUCAGUUGUGUUGAAGGGCAAGAGGUUUGCAAAUGACCCGAUACAGGACCAUGCACUGGUAGAAUCCCCCUAACAGCAUGUUUUGUUUUUCUCUUUGUCAAAAUUAUUUGCAGUGAUGUUUAUUUAUCAUCAAGGGACAGACAGAUCCUUGACUGGCAUUUUGCAAAUCUUGAAUUCGCCAACGCCACACCACUCUCUACUCUGUCAUUGAAACAUUGGGACCAGGUAACUCCAUGUUUUCUCCAUUUAAGUGAGUGAGUGUUUCAAAAGAAGUUUGAAUUUAUCCGUAUGGAAAGAUGGAAUUGUGGAGCAACUCAUGGCCAGGAUUGUGUAUAUUCUUGCCCUGAACACAAAUCUGCUCCAGGGUAACACAAAUUCUGGACCUCCAAAGAGCCUGAAUGUGGAUUUUGCAAAAUUCUUUUUUUAAAGUUAUUUUGCAAAUAAUUAUGUAAAGCACUGAAGUCCCAACCUUUUGAUCACUGAAAGUGCUCUUUCCAAAUGUUUACUCACAGACACACACACUUUCUAUGACUUAGCAGUAUGAUUGCAGAAAAUACACAGCCCUGGCACCAUUUCUAAAAUGCAGCUUUGAGACACAGGACACACUCAAAUACAGACUGAAAACUCCACCUGCACUUUAUUGGUUUCUUUUCAAUGUUGCCAACCAUAGCAGAUUAGAUGCUACUUGGAUUUAUUACUUCAGCAUUCUGGUUUCCUCUGGGCUGGAUGGAAUGUUGCCUGGAUCAGCUCCCCUAUGCACACAUGGUGGGGAAUGAGAGAGCACCUUCCUCCCCACUUAUCUGGUGUACCUUCAACACUACUGGAUGUCCAUGGUAUAACAUUCUUAAAAGGGAUAUAUCCCAAUAAAAUCCAAUAAGGAAUAUAUCCAAUAAAAUCCAACGCACACAGGCCUAAUCAUGCAAAUGAUAUUCCAAAUAAAUUAUAUGAACCGACUACAAUCUGGGUGCAGGAAUUUAUACUUAGCAUGCCUUUUAAGAACGUUGUUCCCUUGUGUAGACGCUCACAGGUGAGACAAGCACGCUGGGUGGGCAGGAAGGAAAGACGUGCUCUUGCUGCUGCAGCUGCUUCUGCCUUCCUAGGAUAUUCCUCCCUGAACUGGCUCAGCUUAGGCAAUUUCCACUCUUUUCAGAAUGCCCCCUGCUUCCUCCCAGAGAUACCCGUUCACUGCAAGUAGCCAAAUGUUCUGUUUCACAUAAGCAGUAGCCUUUCGUCAUUGCCAUCUGUGGGAAUUUGUCACCACUUUUUGUCCAUGGGCAGCAUGUGGGGAAUUCACCAGGGCCAAUUAAUUGCCUUACAAAUUCACCGAUGGGACUUCUGAAUCUCCCCUUCUCCAUUUCAGGAUGAUGAUUUUGAGUUCACAGGCAGUCAUCUGACUGUGAGAAAUGGUUAUUCCUGUGUGCCCGUGGCUCUGGCCGAAGGACUGGACAUUAAACUUAACACAGCCGUUCGGCAGGUUCGCUACACAGCCUCAGGUGAGCAAAACUUGCAGUCAUCGCUGAUGGUCCCGUAGUUUUAAGGCUGUUUGCUCACUACCUCCAGGGAAAGCCAGUGGAUGGUGUUGCACCCACUAGUCAUGUGCCUUCCGUCACUGUUUGGUGAUGAAGGAUAUUGGAAUGCUGACAAGGUCUCAGGAUGUACGUAGACAAUGAAAGGGAAAGCCAGAGCUUGAAAAUGGGUGUGACAAGGGUGGGUGAGGUUUGUGGUGGACAAAGACACAAAGAGACCACAAAUAUAGUGGUUUGGGGGGAGUAUAUAGAGGAGAAGAGAGGCAAUUGAAACUGAGAAAGGGUAACAAUUCAGGUAUGAGGAGUCAUGUCCAAAGAUGUGAAGAUAAAUAGGGGCUACUGUGGAUGAGCUUGCAUGGAAUGAGGACAGCCAAAAUUGGGAAUAAGGGGAGAUGUGCAAAAGAACUAUAACUGGCUGUCAUUCAGUGGCUUCAGGCAAAGACAAUACAGUGCCAGUGGGAGAGUUUGGUUUGGAGAAGGGAAAGGCAGAUUUGAAUCCCAAGUUAGCUCUAAUGUCCAAAGGUGGCAUUGAGCAAGCAAUUUUGCAGAGUGAUUUUUGAGGCUCUUGGAGAUGAGGAUUGUGAAGCAGGUUGUACACUGGAAAGACCAAUAGACAUGAUGCUAGGAUUGUGAGCUGGCAGAAUCUCAAUCUACCUAAUAUUAAGGAACUAAAAAAAUUGUUAUUAGUACUUUAAGAUGUCUGGGCAGCCAUUCUUUCACCCCUAUAAACUUACCCAACAAUACUAGCGAUUUUCUUUCAUGGCAUUCUCUUCUCUUUUCCCCCUCCCUUCCUUUUUCAUUUUUCCAGGAUGUGAAGUGAUAGCUGUCAACACCCGGUCCACUAGCCAGACAUUUAUUUAUAAGUGUGAUGCUGUUCUCUGUACCCUUCCCUUGGGAGUGCUGAAGCAGCAGCCUCCUGCUGUACAGUUUGUUCCUCCUCUUCCGGAGUGGAAGACAUCUGCUGUGCAGAGAAUGGGAUUUGGAAACCUUAACAAGGUAGCUUGAAAUGUACAAAAGUGGAGCAGCGGGGGGUGGGGUGGGCAGGAGAGAGCAAUUACAGUAGCUAUACCCCUACCUGCUGUGGAUAGGUGGAAGCUUUCUUCCUCAAUUCAUUUCAGUGUUCCAUAGCUGAGAAUAGAGCACAAAACCAUUCAUAUAUAGCUUUGCCUUUUUUGCUUCAGUCGGGGCCUGAGUAGUGCAAAGUAUACCACAUGCUGAAGAAAAUCAUGCCCUAGAAGAGAUGAAUCAAUUCUAGCAGCAUUGAAUCGGAAAGCUUAGCUUGCUUUCCACUUACACUUGAUAGCGUACUGGGGGUGUCAAUGAACGUUGGCUGGAAAUCGGAGAAACACUUUCCGAAGCAAAUGUAUCUUAUUCUUAUAGUCUGUUUCAUAUAUAUUAAUUCAUACGUGUAUGUCAGGGUCUGAAGUAUUUUCUGAGUUUAUUUUGUGAAAACACAAAACUUGUAUAUAGAUUUCUUGUGACAUGAAAGAAGAAGCAGAACAAGGGGAAAUUAUUUAAAGCACAGCUUGGAACUUGUGAGAAAUGUAAAGUGCCCCCCUUCCCUUGCGAUCCAUGUGAAAAAGACAAGCGGCAGCAAAUCUUAAAACGCUGAACCAGACCAGAGUCUUUCCUGAAUCCUAACGUUUCCUUCCUUUUUAGGUUGUGCUGUGUUUUGACCGUGUGUUCUGGGAUCCCAGUGUAAAUUUGUUUGGUCAUGUUGGCAGCACAACAGCCAGCCGAGGAGAGCUUUUCCUGUUUUGGAAUCUUUACAAAGGUAGUUGGCACCAAAGCAUGUAAAUAUUUUCACGGGCGCCUUUGGCUGAAAUCCAAACUGUGGUCCACCUCUGCGGUGGUGGAGUUGGAUGGAGCAGGACUCUGCCCAGCUCAAAAAAGCUCUGCCAGCCCUCAGGGGGACACCAGUGUUCUGCCCUCACAAUUGUGUGCUGAAGUUCAGGAACCCCCCGUUCUGGGAUAGGGCUGAGCUUGCCUGGCACCCACUGACCCAGUCCUGUUGCUGUUAGCGGACUGCAUUUGAUCUGAUCCAGCCCCCUGCCCCCUUGCUAUGCCAGCUUCUGGUUGCAUGUCUCACCAUAAAAACUAAAAAACUAUCAGUCCACCUUGCUCAGUGUUGCUCAAUGUCACUGGCAGCAGCUCAGCUGGGCAGCGAGAAGUCUUUUGGUUGAACUGAGCUCCCUUUUCUCACUUCUCAGUUGGAGACACUGUGUUUAUUGUCAGAAGCAAUAUGCAUAACUUAAGAAAUUUCUAAGUGGUUAGAAAUGACUCCUACUUGGCACCAUCUUUGCCUUCUGUGCCCUCAUAAGAUGAUAAACUCUGUCUCCUUAAGAAACAAAAGCCAUCAGUUUUUGUUUGGGUCUUUAUCUGAGUGAGAAACCUUGUUAUUUAGGCUGUUUGCCAGAGAACCUUAAUAAAGCACAUUCCUGUGCAGGAUGAAACUAAAGCUAUUUGGCUAGCGCUUGCGUUCUGCUGAUGUCCCAAUAAUCUUUUCCACAGCACCAAUUCUUCUGGCCUUGGUGGCAGGUGAAGCAGCCGGAAUAAUGGAGAACAUCAGUGAUGAUGUCAUUGUCGGGCGCUGUCUUGCAAUUCUCAAGGGCAUUUUUGGCAGCAGUGCUGUCCCUCAGGUAUCACGUUGAGCUCUUUAUAGUUCCAUAUUUAGGUAGGUAGCCGUGUUGGUCUGAUGCAGUCGAUAGAUAGAUAGAUAGAUAGAUAGAUAGAUAGAUAGAUAUAAAAUUGUUCAGUAGCACCUUAGAGACCAACUAAGUUUGUUCUUGGUAUAAGCAUGCACACUUCUUCAGUUCCAUAUGUUCAGGAUCCUAGCCAACCUUACCUUUAUCAGUGUAUGGCACAAUAUGAGCCUCUUGAUACCACCUAUAGCAUGAUCAAAUUUUCCAGCUUCCUUAAAGGGAUUUAUGAUUAGAAAAAGCCUUCCAACAGAGAAGGGCCAUUUCUAAAAUGAGGAAAGAGCCUAAACCCUAUAGUUUAGGAUUGCAUACUUUAGGCUGCAAAGAGAAUCACUUCUGUAGGCUUUGUUUUCACCACCUGCUGCCCUCAACUAGAACUGCUUGGACUCCCUUCCCUCAUUCUGGAUGCUCCUGCUUUCCAUUCUGCAGACAUGGGCCAACCUUGAAAGCCUACCUGACAGGAGAAUAAUUGGGCAUUGCUGCCAGGCCUUUAAGGGCUUUCUGUUGCAGUUUUCCUCAGCCUAGGAAAAAAACCUGUGGGUAUGUGUGCCUGCACACAUCCUCCUAAUAUCAGGGACUUCACGAAACAUUACACACUUGAGUAACACCCCCCCUUUCUUUGUCCUCAGCCUAAGGAAACAGUAGUAUCUCGUUGGAGGGCCGACCCAUGGGCCAGAGGAUCCUAUUCCUAUGUAGCAGCUGGAUCUUCAGGAAAUGAUUAUGACUUGAUGGCUCAGCCAAUUACUCCGGGACCAGCCAUUCCAGGAGCUCCCCAGGUGAGAACUGCAUUCCGAUUAGCACCAGGAAGCAGCAGGAUCCUUUGACUUUGUACCACAUUUUUUCCUGGAACAUUUCAUUAUAUUUAUAAAUGUAUUUUUAUUAUUAAUCUCAACCCACUUGGCUUCCUUGUCUAGCAUGGGAGGGAGCUGCUUUUUUUCUUAAUACAAGUAUCAGUACAACUCCUCAUGAAAGCAACCUUUUUACUUUUCUUCGGCAUUUUCUUUUUGGGGGGGGAAUCAAAAGGGAAGAUAAAAAAACAUGGCAACUUUGCUGGUGGUUAACAUUGACUAGGAGCAACCCAUAGCUGGGUGCUGUUCAGGCCAUAGAAGGAGCUGAUGCCUGCCCUUUGGGCUCACUCUGCAGUAGGUGUAAGGAAUUAUGAAUAGUGGGAAUGAAGUAACAGUUCCCUCUUGCCACUCCCCACCCACCAAAUGUGUUUGUUUGCAAACUCCAGAAAGGGGGACUAAAUUUAAGGUGCAACUUGGGAAUUGGUCCUGCUAUCUGCUUCUGAAACCAAGCAAGCGGCCUUACCCCAGUGCACUUGGGUCAUUCUAUUCAAGCACACACACAGAAGUAAGUUUAAACCAGCUUAAGAUGCUGAAUGUUUUUUAAGUUCACAACAACCUGUGGCUAAAUUUGCACUCUGCUUCCCUUUAGACCACAGGGAGGAAAACUGGUCCUCUGCCACAUUGAAAUGCCAAACACAUUUCUUCUACUCUCUCUGUGGGCAAUCCAUAUGGGAUGCUUGAUUCUGGGGAAAACAAACAAAUGCUAUAAUUAUUCCCAGGCGUCACUUGGAGUGGCAGUAUUUUAGGAAACCUUCCUUGUUUUGCAGGUAUGCUAUAUUCAGCAGGUAAACUGGGGCUCUUGUAACAUUGCCAAUCUCUCAUUUCUUUUCCAGCCAAUUCCCCGCCUGUUCUUUGCAGGAGAACAUACAAUUCGCAACUACCCAGCGACUGUUCACGGAGCUCUGCUGAGUGGACUGAGAGAAGCUGGACGCAUUGCAGACCAGUUUCUCGGUGCAAUGUACACUCUGCCUCGCCAAGCUACUCCUGUUGCAGCUGCACAGCAGGCUCCUGCCAUGUAACAAUGCAGUGGGUUAUGAAUGCCUUGCAUGGACUUGUGAUUAGAAGCAAGUGGCCUUCCUGGUCUGUAGCACUACCAAUUAGAAGGCGUAACCAGGAGUCAAAAGCAUCGCCCCUGUUGAGCGGCCUUCCUAGACUUCAGUCGUCCUAGAACGCAGUUCCUGACUGCCACAGCAGCCUCGAUUCUCUGGAGCGGUGCACCUUCUCCCCCAAAUCCAGACUUCUGGUCUCUCUUGACAGAGAUCUCUUUUGGUACAGAUGCAUUUUUGUUUGUUUCUUUCCAGGGUUUAGAUCUCUUGUAAGUUAGCUGCUGUUAGUCACUAAGGUAAGAUUGUCUUAUGUGGGUUUUGUUUUGGGAAGCAAAAAUAAAACUUCCUUUUUUAUAAAAACACGGAC
Molecule: messenger RNA, 45603 nt
Organism: Podarcis lilfordi (Lilford's wall lizard)
Lineage: Eukaryota; Metazoa; Chordata; Lepidosauria; Squamata; Lacertidae
Source: the annotation of a GenBank genome assembly